UUAAUUCCCAGCCUGCUACGGCUGGAAGACUACACGGGGGUGUAGUUUUGUCUUUUCAGGGGGCGUCCAGCAAGCGGCCCGUCUUUAAGGACAAAGUUGGACCAUCGAGAAGCUGCUCGGCUUCAUCGGGGGGGGGGGGGGCUCCGUCCCAACACCAGCGGGCGGCCUUUCACGCUGCCAAGCCAAGAAGGAGAAGAAGAUGUCGACCCAGCAGGCGCCGACUUUCACGCAGCCGCUUCGGAGCGUGGUGGCACUAGAGGGUAGUGCCGCCUCGUUCCAGGCGCAAGUGAGCGGUGCUCCGGUUCCCGAGGUGUCGUGGUUCCGCGACGGCCAGGUCCUGUCUGCCACCGCCUUGCCCGGCGUUCAGAUCUCGUUCAGUGAAGGCCACGCUGUUCUGAGCAUCGACGCCGUCAACGCCACACACAGCGGGAGGUUUUCCGUCCGGGCCACCAACGGAGCCGGACAAGCCACCAGCACCGCCGAACUCGUGGUUACAGCGGAGACGUCACCUCCCAGUUUCCUUCAGAGACUCCAGAGCUCGACGGUACGGCAGGGUAGUCAAGUGAGACUCGCCGUCCGAGUCACGGGCAUCCCGCCGCCCGCCGUCGUGUUCUACCGCGAGGGAGCCGAAAUCCAGAGCUCGGCGGACUUCACGGUCGUCCGAGACGGCGACUCGUACAGUCUGCUGAUCGCCGAGGCCUUCCCGGAGGACUCCGGGACCUACUCGGUGACGGCCACCAACAGCAGCGGCCGGGCCUUGUCCAGCGCCGAGCUGCUGGUUUACGGUGAGGAAGUGGUCCCGGCCAAGAAAACCAAGACCCUGCUUUCCAGUUCCCAGGUUUCCGGCUCACAGAUGAGUCUUCAGACCGGGGUGGAGCAGAGUUUUCAGAGCAUGGCCACCAUGGAGAUGCAAGUGGAGAGUGCCGAGUCGACGGCGCUCCUGGCUCCCCAAGCUGCGAUUGCCGGGGUGACGGUGGGGCGGCGGCAGUCGCCCGUCAGACCCGUCAAAGCGCCCGCGUCUUUGCCCGGCAGGGCCGUCGUGUCGCCGACGGGCACACUGGAGCUGGGGGACGGCGGCUCCGACGUCCUUCCCCCCUGGAAGCUGACCGAGGGCGGCGGCGAUGUGGCUCAGCUGGACCGGGAACAGCAGCUCAUCUGCAUCACGCAGGCGGCGCAAGAAACUGCCGCGAUUCCCCCCGGAGACGGCGCGGUCCCGCCCGUCUUGCUUUCUGCUUUGAAGAAUACAAAUGUGACCGAAGGCGAGUGCGUGAGCCUGGAGUGCCAGAUCGGCGGGCGACCCGCCCCCGUCAUCAUGUGGUUCCGGGAGGACUACAAGAUCGAGAGCUCGGCCGACUUCCAGAUCAGCUACGACCGAGCCGGCUGCGCCCGCUUGCUGAUCCGGGAGGCCUUUGCCGAGGACAGCGGCCGCUUCACCUGCACCGCCACUAACCAGGCGGGAACCAUCAGCACUUCCUGCUACCUGCUCGUCCAGGUGUCUGAGGACAUCGAGAGCCGAGAGGAGGAGGUCGAAGAGAGGGCAGUCUCCGAGCAAGAAAGCGUCACCCAGGCGAGCGCGCUGGAGUCAGAGUCCUGUGCCGAGGCGCCUUUCUUUGUCAAGACUCCCGGCGUCCAGAAGCUGGUGGAGGGCGCAAGCGUCGUCUUUGAAUGCCAAGUCGCCGGGAGCCCUCGCCCGCAGCUCGUCUGGAAGAAGGGCGGUGUCCCGCUCACCAGUGGAUACAGAUACAAAGUUGCCUACCAGAAGGAGAGCGGCCUUUGCCACCUGCUCAUCUCUAUGACUUUUGCUGACGAUGCCGGAGAAUAUACCGUCGUUGCCAGGAACCGGCUCGGAGAGUCCUCCGCCAUCGCCAGGCUGCUGGAGGAAGAUGAAUACGAAGCGUACGUAAAGAAACAGGAGGUGACCUCCGAGAAGGGAGCGGAAGCACCAGUGCGGGAACCCCUGGUCGGAGACGUUGCCCCCACCGUGACCGUGACGGACAAGAUGACCACCACCACCUUUCUCUCUGGAGAGGAUUUCCGCCUGUCCAUCAUCGAGCAGCGCAUCAUGCAGGAGAUCGAGCUGAGCGUCCUGAGAAUCACUUACGCAGAGCUGCUGGCAGAGGAUGGCGAACAGAUGGCGAGCGCCGCCGACCAGGAGGCCGUGGCGCCCGCCUUUGACGCCCUGGUGAAAAACUACCGUAUCGUGGAAGGAAUGGGUGUCACCUUCCACUGCAGGAUCUUCGGAGUGCCGCCACCCAAGAUCGUUUGGUUCAAAGACGGUCAGCGCAUCCACGCCGGCGGACGCUACCAGGCAGAGGUUCUUCGGGACGGCCGUGCCAGCCUACGACUGGCAGUGGUUCUGCCCGAGGACGAGGGUGUGUACAGCGCCUUGGCCAGCAAUGAGAAGGGAAACGCCGUCAGCUCCGGGAAGCUCUACGUGGAGCCCUACGUGGAGCCCUACGUGGGGCCCUCUGGCAGCGCGUCGCCCCAGACGUACACCCCACAGCCGGCCCCGCAGAGGAUCCGGUCAGCGUCUCCUGGCUCGCCUAGCCGCUCCUCCAGCCGCUCUCCCAGCCGUUCUCCCGCCCGAAAGCUCGACGACACGGACGAGGCUCAGCUGGGGAGACUCUACAAGCCCGUCUUUGUGGUGAAGCCCACCUCGCUCAGAUGCUCCGAGGGGCAAACUGCCAGAUUUGACCUGAAGGUGGUUGGCAGACCCAUGCCGGACACCUACUGGUUCCACAACGGAGAACAAGCGGUCAGUGAUUACACCCACAAGAUCGUGAUUAAAGAGGACGGCACUCAGUCCCUGAUCAUCGCCCCGACCGUGCCGCAUGACUCGGGCGAGUGGACGGUGGUCUCUCAGAACCGGGCCGGACGCUCAUCCAUCUCAGUCACGCUCACUGUGGAUGCCAAAGAAAUGUUGGUGCGUCCACAGUUCACAGAAAGGCUGAGGAACGUUAGCGUGAAGAAAGGAACUCUGGUGGAACUGGCCGUCAGAGCCAUCGGGAACCCCUUGCCCGAAAUCGUCUGGCUGAAAAAUAGUGACAUUGUCACACCUCACAAGCAUCCACAUAUCAAGAUCGAAGGAACCAGAGGAGAAGCGAGAUUCCAGAUUCCGUCGGUGUCGGCUUCCGACAGCGCGUGGUACACGGCCACGGCCAUCAACAAAGCUGGCCGGGACACCACCCGCUGCAGAGUCAACGUGGAGAUGGACUAUGCUGAGCCGCAGCCCGAGCGGCGGCUCAUCAUCACCAAAGGAACCUACAAGGCCAAAGAGAUCGCCGCCCCCGAGCUGGAGCCCCUGCAUCUCCGCUACGGCCAAGAGCAGUGGGAGGAGGGAGACCUUUACGACAAAGAGAAGCAACAGAAACCGCAGUUCAAGAAGAAGCUGACCUCGGUUCGGAUGAAGAAGUUCGGCCCCGCCCACUUUGAGUGCAGGCUGACCCCCAUCGGCGACCCCACCAUGGCGGUGGAGUGGCUCCACGACGGCAAGCCCCUGGAGGCCGCCAACCGGCUGCGCAUGAUCAACGAAUUUGGCUACUGCAGUCUGGACUACGAGGUGGCGUACGCGCGAGACAGCGGCGUCAUCACCUGCAGAGCCAGCAACAAAUUUGGAGCGGACCAGAACUCGGCCACCCUCAUCGUCAAGGACGAGAAGGGGCUGGUGGAGGAGAGCCAGCUGCCCGAGGGGAGGAAGGGAGCGCACCGUCUGGAAGAGAUGGAGCGCCUGGCUCACGAGGGCGGACCGGCCGGGGUGAGCGGCGCCGACGAGCAGACGGAAAAGACCAAACCCGAGAUCGUCCUGCUUCCCGAGCCGACGCGAGUGCUGGAAGGCGACGUGGCCCGAUUCCGCUGCAGAGUGACCGGUUACCCUGCGCCCAAGGUCAACUGGUACCUCAACGGACAACUCAUCCGCAAGAGCAAGCGCUACAGACUACGUUACGACGGCAUCUACUACCUGGAGAUCGUUGACGUCAAGUCUUACGACUCGGGCGAGGUCAGGGUGGCCGCGGACAACAACUUGGGCUCUACUGAGCACACGGUUAAACUGGAGAUUCAGAAGAAGGAGGACUUCAGGACGCAUCUUCGCCGGGCUCCGGAGCCCAGAGCGCCUGAGAUUCAACCCGAAGCUGGAAAGACUCUAUUUGAGGUGGUGAGGGUGGAGCAAGCCCCGGAAGACAGUCGGCAGAAAGAGAUCAUCAAGCUCAAGAAAGCCCAGAGAAUUGUGCGUGAAAAAGCCACAGAGGAAUCGGAGGAGUUGAGGAGCAAGUUCAAGCGCAGGACAGAAGAGGGCUAUUACGAGUCCAUCACGGCGGUGGAACUCAAGUCUCGUAAGCGAGACGACUCCUACGAGGAUCUUCUGAGGAAGACAAAGGAGGACCUCCUGCAUCGAGCCAAGGAGGAGGAAGAAAAGAAAAAAGAGGACGCCGCGCCAGGCAAAACGGCUGCCAAACCGCUUCAAGCGGAAAGGCUCAAGCUGUCGGCCAGCAUGGAAGCUCCCAAAAUCCUGGAGCGCAUCUCGAGUCAGACCGCGGCACGAGGGGAGGAAGUCAAGUUUCGAGUCCGGGUCGUCGGCAAACCCGAACCUGAAUGCCAGUGGUUCAAGAACGGCGUUCAGCUAGAGAAGACUGAGCGCCUUUAUUGGUUCUGGCCCGAAGACCACGUGUGUGAGCUGGUGAUCAGAGACGUCCGGGCGGAGGACUCGGCCAGCAUCAUGGUGAAAGCCACCAACUCCGCUGGCGAAACCUCCAGUCACGCAUUCCUCCUGGUGCAAGCAAAACAAGUCAUCAGCUUCACACAGAAGCUGGACCACAUCGAUGCCAAGGAGAAAGACACCAUGGCCACCUUUGAGUGCGAAACCAACGAGCCCUUCGUCAAAGUCAAAUGGUUGAAGAACAACAUGGAGAUCUUCUCCGGAGACAAGUUCAGGAUGCACGCAGACAGGAAAGUCCACUUCCUGUCUGUGCUCAUGCUGGAGAUGAGAGACGCCGCCGAAUAUUCCUGCGUGGUGGUAGAGGACGACCUCAUCAGGACCAGCGCCGAGCUCAACGUUGAAGGAGCCCCGCUGGAGAUCCUGAAAACCCUCGAGAGCGCCGAGGUGCCCGAGAGCUACUCUGGAGAGUUUGAGUGCGAGCUUUCCCGUGAGGAUGCCCAGGGCGCCUGGUUCUUUGGAGACAAACAGCUGUUCCCGAGCAACAAGCACGUCAUCGCAUCGCGGCGCGGACGUCACAGCCUGUCCGUCAAAGAGGUCAACAAAGCCGACCAGGGACAGUACUCCUUCGCGGUGGGUGACUUGAAGACCUGCGCGUCACUCAAGAUGAAAUUUCGUCCCGUCACUCUGAUGCAGCCUCUCGCUGAUCUGACUGUCUGCGAGGGGGACAUUGCUCAGAUGGAGGUCAAGUUCUCUCAAGGGAACGUGGAAGGUACCUGGAUGAAGGACGGACAAGCUGUGAGCGUUUCGGACCGGGUGCACGUGGUCGUCGACAAACACAUCCACAAGCUCCUCGUUGAAGACGCCAGGGAGGACGACUGUGGCGCAUAUACGUUUGCGGUCCCCGCUCAGGGGAUCUCCACCGCUGCAAAGCUGACUAUCCGCACAAUCGGCAUCCUGGUCCCGCUCAAGGACACGAGCGCGGUUGAAGGCACCAAGACGGUUCUGGAGGCCAAGAUCUCGGCUCAGGACAUCAGCUCGGUCAAGUGGUAUCGCGACGACCAAGUGCUGACGCCCAGUGACCGGGUCCAGAUGGUGGCCAAGGGAGCCAAGCAGCGCCUUGUCUUCAGCAGGACCUUCGCCUCAGACCAAGGUUACUACAAGCUGGUGGUGGGCCGAGCCGACACCGGCUGCAGAUUGUCUGUGCAGACUGUCCGAAUUGUGGUUCCGAUGAAGGACAGGACGUGCGCCGAGUCGGAGAACGUGACUUUUGAAGUGCAAGUGUCUCACCCCGGUAUCGACGCCUUCUGGACUUUCAAGAGGCAGCCGCUCAAAGCGGGAAGCAAAUACAAGAUGGAGUCCAAGAACACCUCGCACAUGCUGACGGUCCUAAAUGCCAUGAAGGACGAAGAAGGCGAGUACGCCUUUGCUGCCGGCGAGAAGACAUGUGCCGCCCUGCUCACCGUUUCUGGAGGCGCUAUCAAGAAGCCUCUUCAGGACUCUGUGGUAGCUGACUCGCAGACGGCCGAGCUGACGUGUGAGGUCGCCAACCCGUCGGCGGACGGACAGUGGCUGAAAGACGGGCAGCCCGUGGACUUCAACGAGAACGUCCUGAGCCGGGUGAACGGCCGUGUCAGAAGCCUCAUCAUCUUCGUCGCCAAAGCCAGUGACGUCGGAGAGUACGCCUACCAGAUCGCAAGUUCCAAGACCUCGGCCAAUCUCAAAGUCGAAGCCGUGAAGGUGAGGAAGACUCUGAAGAACUUGAAUGUGGUCCAGACACAAGAUGCCAUGUUCAGCCUGGAACUGACCCACGAAAACGUAAGGGGAGCACAGUGGAUCAAGAACGGAGUGGAGAUCAAGCAAAGCGACAAAUAUCAGAUCAGCGUCAGCGGCAACGUGCACACCUUGAAGAUCAACGACUGCACCGCACACGACGAGUCCGUUUAUUCCUUCAAGCUGGGCAAGCUGUCGGCCAGUGGCAGGCUGAACGUUGAGACCAUCAAGAUCCUGAAGAAGCCCAAGGACGUCACGUCGCUCCUGGGAGCCACCGCUGCCACGUUCGAAGUGACCAUCUCGGAGGACGACGUUCCCGUCAAGUGGCUGUUCAACAAUGAGGAGCUGCAGACCGACCAACACUACAGUAUGAUCUCUGAGAAGAAGACACACAAGUUGGUGGUUAGGGAUGUCGACGGCAGCAAAGAGGGGGAGUACACGGCGGUGGUCGGUCAUCUGCGCUGCAGCGCUCGCCUCACCGUCGAGUCUCUUCGCGUGACCAAACCCCCGGAGAGCGCGUCGGUGGCCGAGACCCAGGAGGCCACCUUCGAGUGCGAAGUGUCUCACUUCAACGUGCCGUCCGCCUGGCUGAAGAACGGCGUGGAGAUGGAGAUGAGCGAGAAGUUCCGUAUGGCCGUGCAGGGCAAGCUCCACCAGCUGAAGAUCCUCAACGCUGGCAGGGACGACUCGGCCGAGUACACCUUUGUGUGCGGCGAGGACCGCGUGUCGGCCACGCUCGCCGUCAGCCCCAUCGUCAUCUUGGCCGCGCUUCAGGACGUCAACGCUCAGGAGAAGGACACGGUCACGUUUGAGGUGCGGGUCAGCCACGAGGGCAUCACCUCUAGAUGGCUGAAGAACGGCGUGGAGAUCCGCUCUAGCGACCGAUGCCAGGCUCGCCGGAAGCAGCAGACGCACACGCUGAGCAUCAGGAACGUUCACUUUGGGGACAGCGCAGAGUACGCCUUUGCCGCGGGACAAUCUCUCACCGUCGCAAAGCUCUACGUGGAAGCUCGUGUGGUUGAAUUCCGCAAACACUUGAAGGACUUGAAGAUCACAGAGAAGAAGAGAGCAACUUUUGAAUGCGAGGUGUCCGAAGCAAGCGUCCAGGUGAUGUGGAUGAAGGACGGUCAGGAGCUGGAGCCGUCCGACAGAUACAAGAUGACCUCCGAGAUGUUUGUGCACCGCUUGCUUUUGCCGUCCGUCCGCCUAUCUGACUCCGGAGAGUAUGCGGCCGUAGCCGGCUCCAGCGUGUCCAAGGGGAACCUGUCGGUGGAGGGACGGGACAUCGAGAUCUCGGAGCCCGCCAGUAAAAACGUAACUGUUGUGGAGGGACAAACAGCCGUGCUGGAGUUUGAAGUGAGCGAGGACGAGGUGGAGGGUCGCUGGCUGCGAAACGAGACGGAGAUCCAGCUGCCGGGCGACCGACGCUUCAGCUACGUCGCCGUCGGAAAGCUCCACCGCCUCAGCCUGGCCGAGACCUACAGGAGCGAUGCUGGCCAGUACGCUUUUGUCGCCGGGAAGAACUCCAGCAGGGCCGUCAGUCUCCAUGUGCGAUUACCCGAAGCCCCUCAGGUGCUCCGGCCCAUGCAAGCCCAGACGGCCACGUCGGGCAAAUUGGUUCGCUUCUCGGUGCGGGUGAGCGGCCUCCCGCCACCUCGGGUGACCUGGUACAGAGGCUCCCAGGCUAUGAGCGCCAGCGCCACCUGCAAGUUCCUGCACGACCAAGACGAGCACACGCUGCUGCUGACGGAGGUUCUCCAGGCGGACGCCGGCAUCUACAGCUGCGAGCUCAAAAAUGACUUUGGAGAGGCCGCCAGCUCGGCAUCGCUGGAUGUGGAAGUUCCUGAAGAAGGCGCGCCCCAGGUGCCUGCUCCGGUUCUGCUUUCUCCCAUGAGCAACACCCUGGCGACUGCGGGACACGCGGCCCAACUGGAGUGUCGCGUGUCUGGGGAAGAUUUGCAAAUCAGCUGGUGGCGGAACGACAGAGAGCUCAAACAAUCGGAGGUCUUUAGGAUGUCUCGAUUGGGAGACGUCUGCCAGUUGAGGAUUUCCAGCGUGGCGCCGGAGCACCAGGGAGAGUUCUCGUGCGUCGCCAGCAACUCGGGCGGCACGGUCAUGUGCGAAGCUAGUCUCUAUGUUGACGAUGAAAAUGCCUUUGAUAAUACUUUGGCCGAGGCUAAGCUGAGUCAAAGGCUGGAGACUCGGAGCCUCAGCGAGUUUACCAAGUCCUACUCUGAGAGCUCCAGUGUGUCUUGGCGGACGGUGGAGGUGGUGGAAACUGAGAGCUCGGAGCGCAGCCUUCCCAUCUCGGCGCCUCUGAAGCCCCGAGCGCUGAUGGAGCUGCGGGACGUCCGCGUCAAGAGCGGCGAGAUGGCCGAGUUCUGCUGCUCUUUUGACGGGCAGCCGUUCAUCGGGGUGGUUUGGGACCACAAUGGCCAGAACCUGCUCAGGGAGCGGGCAAAGAGCUCUCAGAAGGGAGGACUCUUGUCCCUGGUCAUCCAGAGCGUGAGUCUGGCCGACCAGGGCGUAUACCGCUGCACGGCCACCAACUCUCACGGCCACAGCAGCUCGUCCGCUCGCCUCACUGUAGAAGCUAAAGAGGCAAAUGUCAAAGGCGAGUGCGCCCUUGCGACAGAUUCUGUGUACGCGGCCUCACGGGCCGGCAGGGACAACACAAAAGCUCCCCCGGUGAGCUUGGACCCGGAGAAGACGGCAGAAAAGCCAGGAUCCCUGCCUCCGUACUCACAGCUGUACUCGCUGAGCAGCUUUCCCGACAGCCGCCCGUGCAGCUGGCGCCCCGACUUCCUCCUCCGGAUCCCCCGAGGUCUGCUGGUGCGCAAGCGCAACCCCCCACUGUGUUGCGCCACCAAGGGGAUCCCCGCCCCCUUUGCCGUUUGGCUUUACGGAGGCUUGAGUAUUGGGGAUUCCGUGUGGUACUCGAGCAAAGGUGACGGCCCCGUGUGCCGUUCGCCCGUUAAGAAGGUCCAAGGCGGACAAGCGGGCUCUUUGUCUUUUGAAAGCUCGGCCGAGGAUGUCGAGUGCGGCUUGGUGACUACAGUCACGAUGCACGAGAGGGUGGCUGUGAGCCAGGUCCAGGAGCAAGUCUCAGGUCUGAGCGCAGCCCACGGGUACACCCGCCGGGGCUCCGACCGGGAAGGAGGAGAGGCUUCCUCCCAGGUUUCUCUCACCAGCUCAGAAAACACAGUGCCUCCGAAAUUUGACAGCCCACUGCAGCCGCUAGUGCUGAGUGAGGGUGACAAUUUGAGCCUUAAAUGUCAUGUGACUGGCACCGCUCCACUCACCAUCAUCUGGAUGAAGGACCGGCGGGAGCUGAGGUCCACUUCCAGCACAAAGAUCACCUUUGUGAGCGGAACGCCUUGUCUGAAUAUCAGCCAAGUGAGCAAAAGCGCAGGGGGAGACUAUCUGUGCAAGGCAAGCAACUCUGCCGGGACAGACUUCUGCAAGGCCAAAGUCACCGUCAUAGAACGCAAGGCAAUCCCUGACGUCUCUACCCCUGCCGCCGCCGCCCCCGUCAAGCGUCUGGACAAUCUUUUCUUCAUUGAACAACCAAAGAGUGUUUCUGUCACAGAGAAGGGCACGGCCACCUUUAUCGCCAAGAUCGGAGGCGAGCCUAUUCCCAGCGUCAAGUGGAUGAAGGGCAAAUGGAGGCAGCUGACCACCGGCGGCCGCGUCUCCAUCCAGCACAAGGGCCAGGAGGCCAAACUGGAGAUCCGGGAGGUGACUAGGUCUGACUCGGGCCAGUACCGCUGCGUGGCCUCAAACAAGCACGGCGAGAUCGAGUGCAGUGCCGAGAUGGAGGUGACCAAAACUGAGAAAGCGGCGGAGGACAUCAGAAUCCGCUUAAAGAAGACCCCCUCAAAGCAGAAGAGCCCCCAAAAAGCAGAUGAGGUCAACUUGGUUGAGUUGCUGCGAGGCCAUGAGCCCAAAGACUACGAGAAGAUCCUGAGAGAGCACCACAUUCACAACUAUCGAGCUAUACUUCAAGCGGUGGAGCUGCUGAAGCAGGAAAAGGAGAUGGAAGCUGUGGAGACACAACUUGACGAGCAGGUCUAUGACGAAGAUAUGGUCCGCUUCAUCCAGCAGCUGGAGGGACGCAUGGACACGGAGCCCGUCACUGUGCUGGAGGACAUCGGCGACCAGAGUGCAUGUGAAAACGACAACGCUACCUUUGAGUGCCGGAUCAGGAUCAACUACCCGGAGAUCACCUUGACCUGGUACAAAGGAACCCAGAGAUUGGAGGACGGCGCAAAGUACAGCAUCCGCAGUGACGGCGAGCGCCACAGCCUGGAGAUCCGCCAGUGCCGGGCCAAGGACGAGGGCCACUACCGGGUGGUCUGCGGUCCUCACAUCUCCGACGCCAGUCUCAGCGUCUCCGUUGACAGGACACCGAAGGAGACGCCCGCUGCAUCUGAAGCUCCGGCUCCUGCUCCACUCAAAGACCCUGACCGCCAGAAGGCAGAGAUGACAGCGCCACAAGAGGAGCUGCUCCUCUCCGAAGGGAACCAAAGUUGGAAAGCUUCCCCUGCCAGAGCCGCAGAGGACAGUAGGACUCCUCCCGCAGCCUUCCCUCCAGAGGAGAAGGAAGUGGCAGCAGAGGCACCCACUCAAGUCCUUACCGCCCCAGAGGAGAAACCUUCUCCAGCAGCCAAAGCAGGGGCCAAAGCGUCUCCUGUCUUGAAGCGAGUCCCUCCACCCGCAGACAAGGAACCGGUUAAGGCUCCUGGACCAACCAAAGCACCGGUUGAACCCAAAAUUGAGACAAGAGCAGCAGCAGCAGCAACAGCAGCACACAAGGUGCACACAAAGCAUCUUGACCGAGAGCCCGACGUUCCCGGUCCGCAUGAAAGACAAGGUCGGGAUUCAACAAUCAAAGGUCGGGAAGGUUUCGUCACUCUGACCCAAGAGACGAGUCAAGUCCAGCUUUGCGAAGUACGUGACGAGCUUGCGGUUGCUUAUCAAAUGGAGACAGAAAAACCGAAAGGAACGACCGCUUCCAAAAAAGUAACUCAAGUGCCAGGCAAGCCGAUACAAUCCAUCAAAUCGAAAAGACUAAAUAUCCAACUCGAAGGACGUCCCGGCUUGCCAAAGGAUGGCCCCAUUCCAAAAGCUGAAGAUGACGCCAAAGCGACGAAACCUGCUGAUGGCGAGCACAGAGAGUUAAGAGUCACCACGAGUCAAGCAGUCUUCAUGUGGGAUCAAGAGGUGUCAAAAACCACGCUGACAGCCGCAGAGCUACCGGACAGACUGGCUCCAGAGGCGCCCAACCCUGCCCUAGGAGAGAAAGACAAGCACAACAUUUCACACAGACAAACUGAUCGCAUCAAGACUGGCGCCAAAUUCAAGAGUACGCCAUCGCCUGGACGCAAUGCAGAAAAGGGUCAAGGGGCGUUGGAGCCCAAGAAGCAGCUGAAAAAGGUGGAACCAAAAGAGGCUGACAAGUCCAAAGCAAAGGAAGUCACCACUGGAACCGACACUGGUGGUGCUGAGAAAGUGAAAAGGAUGUCAGAAACCGCUUCACCAGAAGUUGCAGCAAUUUUAAAGGAACCUUGCCCUCCAGAGGCCUCCCAAGGAAAGGGGGUCUCACGGGUGAAGCCCACCCGGCAAGAGAAAGAAAUGAUUAAGGAUGAGGCUGAGGACAGCAACGACGCGGCCGAUGAGGAGACCUGGACUCGGGAGCCGGUCCCCUCUGAUGACUGCCGAGUUCAAGGGCUAGAUGGGGCGUGGGAAACCCCAGGCCCUUCUGACAGCCAAAAAGAUGGCAAACCAGCGGAGGAACCUCCCAAAGGACGAGGACGAGGCUUUGGCGUGAGACUAACACCCUCUCCCGGGGAUGGCGGUCGGGGUCGAGGCCUGCGGCCCGGCGGCGGUGGUAAAGGCCCCUCUCCGCCGGAGGAGCCUUUUGGAGGAUUCAAACUCAAAGCGGUGCCGCUCAAGUUCAUCAAGAAGCUGGUGGACAUUGUGCUGCAGGAGGCCGAGUCCAUUGGCUCUUCGGCCGUGUUUGAGUGCCAGGUGUCGCCGUCCACCGCUGUCACCUCUUGGGUUAAGGAUGGCUGCAACCUGCGUGAGGGCCCCAAGUACAAGUUCACCUCGGACGGCAAAGACCGCAAGAUGGUGGUCAAAGACGUGCAGCUGUCGGACACCGGAGAGUACACCUGCGUUGCCAAGAAUGCCGGAAGGGAGAUCACCUGCACCGCUAAACUUGUUGUUGAAGAGCUGCCUGUGAAGUGGGUCAAAGAGUUGGAAGCAGAGACGUCGUGCACCAAGGGUCAGCCCAUGUACCUGACCUGUGAGCUCAACAAGGAGAGGGACGUCAUCUGGAAGCGCGAUGGCGUCAAACUGAAGAGACAGGCCGGCAAGUUGGCCAUCAACAUCAUCGGCUUGCAGCAUGCCGUCACCAUCCAGAACGCCCUCGAGGAAGACAGCGGCGUCUACUCGUGUGAGGUGGACGCGCCGGACGGCAUCACGACCAGCACCAACGUCAAAGUCACCGAGGUGAUCAAAGACUGGUUGGUGAAGCCCCUGAGGGACCAGCACGUGAAACCCAGAUCCAGCGCCACCUUCAGGUGUCAACUCUUCAAGGACACCCCCAACUGGAAGUGGCUAAAAGGCGACACGGAGCUCACGCCUUCCGACAAGGUGGAGAUCAGCAAGGACGGCGUCAGCAUGCAGCUCACCAUCAACAACUGUCAGCCUGACGACGUGUCGGAAUACACCUUUGCCGUGGAGGACCGCAAAUACUUGGCCAAACUGACUCUGGGAGAGCGUGAGGCGCAAAUCCUCAAACCGCUGGCGAGUGUGGAAGUGGUGGAAAAGGAAGAAGCCAAGUUUGACACGGAAAUCUCAGAGGACGACAUCGUUGGCGAAUGGAAGCUCAAGGGACAAGUGCUCAGCAGAUCCCCGAUGUGCGACAUUAAAGCCGAUGGCAACAAACGCUUCCUGAGUUUGAAGAACGUCCAGUUGGAUCAAGCGGGCGAAGUGUCCUACCAGGCUUUAAACGCCAUCACCAGUGCCAUGCUGACUGUCAAAGAGAUCGAAAUGGGCUUUGUGGAGCCUCUGAAGGACGUUUCAGUUCCCGAAAAGAAACAAGCAAAGUUUGAAUGCACCCUCACCAAGCAAGUAUCCAAGGCCAUGUGGUUCCGGGGCACGGAAAUCGUGGCCCCAGGCCCCAAAUACGAGAUCAUCGAAGACGGAAACAAGCACAUGCUGAUCAUAAACAGCUGUGAGUUUGACGACGAGUCCGAGUACUCCAUCCAAGUUUUGGAUCACAAAUCCACGGCUCGGCUUUCGGUGGAAGGCUUGAGGCUUAAGAUUGUCAAGCCGCUGGAGGACCAGACGGUCAAAGAAGGCAAAACGGCUCGCUUUGAGCUGGAGUUGACUCACGACGACGUACCGGUGGUCUGGUACCGAAACGAAGUCAAGCUCCACGUGAGCAGAACGGUGAUCGUGCACGUGGAAGGAAAGAAACACGCUCUGGAAAUGAACACGUUGACGUUGGAUGACACCUGCCAGAUUAAGGCCGAGGCCAAGGGAAUAAGCACGUCAGCAAAGCUGACGGUCAUAGAGGGCGACGCCGUCUUUGUGGUGAAACUCCAAGACUACACGGCCACUGAGAAAGAGCAGGUCUCUAUGGACUGUGAGCUCAACAAAGACGUCCCCGUGAUUUGGUAUCACCAAGAGAAGGAGAUGAUGGCUUCCAAGACGGUGCUCAUUCAAUCCGAGGCAACUCGCAGGUCUUUGGUCUUGAUGAAGGUGGAGCGGAGCAGUCAAGGAAAGUAUACCUGCGACUGCGGGACCGACAAGACGGUCGCCGACCUCACUGUGGAAGCUCGCGUCAUCAAGCUGCUUCGACCUAUUUACGGCGUGGAGCUCUUUGACGGCGAAACGGCUCGGUUUGAGGCGGAGAUCUCUGAGGACGACGUCCACGGCCAGUGGCUGCUGAACGGAGAAGUUCUGAGCGCUUCCUCUGAUGUGGACAUCAUUGAAGAGGGAGGCAAGCACACGCUCAUCCUGUACAACUGCAAAGUGCCCAUGAGCGGUGAGGUGGCUUAUUCCGCCGGAAAUGCCAAGUGCGCCGCCAACCUGAAAGUCAAAGAACUUCCGCUCAACUUCCUGAUGCCGCUGAGCGACGUGCACGUGUUCGAGAAGGACUCCGCCCGAUUCGAGCUGGAAGUGUCCCGAGCGCCCAAAUCCUUCCGUUGGUUGAAGGAUUCCCAGGAGCUGGGGAGCGACGACAAGUACGAGAUCAUCCGAGACGGCAACUCGUACGCGCUGCUGAUUCGCUCGGCCACCUACGACGACGAGGCCAAGUACGUGUUUGAGGCGGAAGACAAGAGGACCAGCGGAAAACUGGCCAUCCAAGGAAUCCGCCUGGAGUUCCUCAAGCCCAUCAAGGACGUGACGGUGAAGGAGCGCGAAACGGCCGAGUUCAGCGUGGAGCUCUCGCACGAAAACAUCCCUGUGGUCUGGUACAAGAACGACGUGCGACUUCACCCGGCAAAGGCCAUCCACAUGACGGACCGCGGCGCGGUCCAUAUGCUGGCCUUCAAGGAGGUUGCCCUCGACGACACGGCCAUGAUCAAGGUGGAGGCCGCCGACAAGAGCGUCAACGCCAUGCUCACCGUCAUCGAGGGCGACCCAUAUUUCACCAGCAAGCUGCAGAACUACACAGCAGUGGAGAAGGACCAAGUGAAGCUGGUGUGCCAACUGAGCAAGGCGGCGGCCGACGUCAAAUGGUUCAAGGACGGGAAGGACCUCACACCCUCCAAGAACGUCAGCGUCACCGGCGAAGGCAAAAACCGAAUUCUGAUUCUGCGUAAGGCCGAGAAGAGCGACACGGGAGAAUACGCGUGCGACUGCGGCUCCGACAGGACGGAAGCGUAUCUCCAAAUUGAAGAUCGUGACAUCAAGGUGGUGCGUCCCCUGUACAGCGUGGAGGUCACCGAGACGGAGACGGCCAAGUUUGAGACGGAGCUUUCCGACGAGGAUGUGGAGGGACACUGGAAGCUGAGAGGAGAAGCUUUGCACCCGUCGGCCGAUGUGGAUAUCAAGGCAGAGGGCCCCAAGCAUCUCCUUAUCCUCUACAACGUCCGUAUGGACAUGGCGGGAGGCGUGGACUUCUCAGCGGGCAACGCCAAAACAAACGCUCAGCUGCGAGUGAAAGCUCGAGCCAUCAGCUUGCUGCGACCACUGAAGGACGCCACUGUGACGGCCGGAGAGACGGCCACCUUCUGCUGCGAGCUGUCCUACGAAGGCAUCGUGGUAGAGUGGUUCCUGGCAGGGAACAAGAUGGAGGACGGCGAGCGGGUGAAGACUCGAGCAGAUGGCCGGAUUCACGCGCUGACGGUUCAAGACGUGAAGCUGUCAGAGGCGGGCCCCGUCAGAUUGACCGCCAAGGACUUCCAGACUCAGGCUCAGCUCAUAGUCAGAGAGCCUCCGGUGGAGUUCACCAAGCCUCUGGAGGACCAGACAGUGGAGGAGGAGGCCACGGCCACUCUGGAGUGCGAGGUCUCCAGAGAGAAUGCGCAAGUUGAAUGGUUCAAGGAGGGACAGGGAAUGCAUAAGACCAAGAAAUACAACGUGAUCGUCGAUGGGCGAAAGAGGGCGCUGGUGAUCCACGACUGCAACCUGGACGACAUUAAAACGUACACAUGUGACGCCAAGGACUUUAGGACGUCCUGCUUCCUCGACGUCAUACCGCCUCACGUGGAGUUCAUCAAGCCUCUGCAAAAUGUUGAGGUCCGAGAGAAAGAAUCUGCCAAGUUUGAAUGCCAAGUAUCCCGACAGUCCGCUAAGGUUUGCUGGUUCAAGGAUGGCUGCGAGAUAAAAAAAGGAAAGAAGUACGAGAUUACGGCCAAGGGGCUUCAGAGGAUCCUGAUCAUUCACAAGUCUGCCAUGGAUGACGAAGCGGAAUACGAGUGUGACGCAAGGACGUCAAAGAGCUCCGGCAUGCUGACUGUCAUUGAGGAGGCUGCCAGGUUCACCAAGAACCUGUCCAACGUCGAGGGCACCGAGACAGACAGCGUUAAGAUGAUCUGCGAGGUCUCCAAGCCCGGGGCUCAGGUGACCUGGUACCAAGGAGACCGAGAACUUCCGGAGGGCGGCCGCUACGAGCAGAUCGCGGAUGGUCGUAAACGGAUCCUGAUCAUCCAGGACUUGAGGAUGGAGGAUGCCGGUGAAUACAACUGCAGACUGAGUCCCGUUGUCAAGACAGCUGCUGUCCUGAAACUGAAUGAACUUGCUGCCGAUUUUAUCGCCAGACCGCAGAACCAGGAAGUUGUGGAAGGAGAGAAGGCUGAGUUUGUCUGCUCAGUCUCCAAAGAAACCUAUGAUGUGAAAUGGUUGAGAGGGGAGAAGGAGGUCAUAAGCGGGGACAAAUACCAGAUUGUCAGCCAAGGAAAAAGACGAGCUCUCGUUGUGAAAAAUUGUGAGCUGAAGGAUGAGGGAGGUUACAUGGUCCUCAUUGGCAGUGUUCAAGCCUCUGCUGAUCUCUUGGUGAUCGAAAAACUGAGGAUCAUCACACCCAUCAGAGACACAGAAGUCAAAGAGGGAACCGAGAUUGUCUUCAACUGCGAGAGCAACACUGAAGGUGCAAAGGCCAAGUGGCAAAAGAACCAGGAGACCAUAUUUGAGAGCAGCAAGUACAUGGUGGCUCAGAGAGACAACGUCUUCUCCCUGAGGAUUCGGGACGCUCGCAAGAUAGACGAGGCCGAAUACACUGUCGGCCUGACCAAUCACAGAGGAGAGCACGCCAAGUGCUCAGCCUGCGCGAGAGUUACUGAGGAGAAGCCCAAGUUCCUGGUGCCUAUAGAGGACAUUGAAACCCAGGAAAAGAAGACCAUCAGUUUUGUGUGCAAGGUGAACCGACCCAAGGCGACGGUGAGAUGGCUGAAGGCUGGCCAGGAGGUGGAGCUCAGCAAACGCAUCAUCUACAGAAGCGAAGGUCUCCACCACACGCUCACCAUCAAGGACUGCGUCAUGGAGGACGAGGGCGAAUACAGCGCUGAAGUCGGCGAAGACAAGUGCGCGGCCGAAUUGAUCAUCAGCGAGGCCCCGACGGACUUCACUGCACAACUCAAAGACCAGACGGUCACCGAGUUUGAGGAUGCAGAGUUCACCUGCAAGUUAUCCAAAGAGAAGGCCACCGUCAAGUGGUACAGGAAUGGCCGAGAGAUUCAAGAAGGGCCGAGAUAUCUCACCGAGAGGGAAGGUAAGACGUGCAGGCUCGUCGUCAAGACGUGCAGACCAGAAGAUGAAUGUGAAUACGCCUGUGGCGUGGAAGAGAAGAGAACCAGAGCCAGACUAUUUGUUGAAGAAACCCCAGUAGAGAUCAUCAGACCGCCUCAGGACACUAUGGAGCCUCCCGGUUCAGAUGUGGUGUUUGAGGCGGAGCUCAACAAGGACAGAGUGGAGGUGAAGUGGAUGAGAAACAACAUGAUCAUGAUCCAAGGAGACAAAUACCAGAUGAUCAGCGAGGGUAAAGUUCACAGACUGCAGGUGUGUGAGCUCCGACCUCGAGAUCAGGGCGAGUACAGGAUCGUUGCCAAAGACAAAGAUGCUCGAGCUAAGUUGGAGCUGGCGGCUCCUCCAAAGAUUAAAACCACAAACCAGAACCUGAUAACGGAUGUCGGCAAGCCCUUUGUCAUUACGGUACCCUACGAUGCCUACCCUCGGGCAGAUGUAGAGUGGUUCUUCGACGGCGCCAGUCUACUGCCCCAGAACAUUGACACCUCAGUUGACAAGACAGUGUACCGCCUUAAAAGUCCCACCAAAGAAGACCAGGGCAAGUACAAGGUGGUCAUUCGGAACAAGCACGGAGAGGAUGCGGCCUUCGUUAACCUGGAUGUGAUUGACGUACCCGGACCCGUCAAGAACCUGAGGGUCACCGACACUGUCGACGGUGAAGUCAGUUUGGCCUGGGAGGAGCCCGAGAGUGACGGCGGCAGCAAAAUCACGUCCUAUACGGUCGAGAGGCGCGAUGUCAAGCGCAAGGCCUGGACGGUGGCGACAGACCGCGCUGAUGCACCUGAGUACUGUGUUAGUGGCCUCCAAAAGGAUUCCUGGUACCUGUUCAGAGUCUGCGCCAGAAAUCGUGUUGGGAGUGGACCCCACGUUGUCACUGAAGACGCCGUUCAGGCCAAGAAUAAAUUUGAUGUUCCCGAUGCACCGGAGAAUGUAGAUGUCAGUGCGGUGAACAGAUUUGGUGCCACCGUCAUCUGGGAGCCUCCUCUGUUUGACGGCGGCUCAGAGAUCACCGGCUACGUGAUCGAGCUCCGUGACAGGACGUCGGUAAAGUGGGAGGCGUGCAUGUCCUGCGGGGCCGGCGAACGCUCGGCCAGUCUCAACGACGUGGUCGAGAACAAGGAGUAUAUCUUCAGAGUGCGAGCCGAGAACAAGGCCGGCCUCGGCAAACCCAGCGCUGCCACCAAACCCGUCAAGAUCAUGGAUCCCAUCGAGAGACCAAGCCCGCCCCUCAACCUGAACUUCAACGACCAAACCAAGGACACUGUCUCGCUCACCUGGGAGACGCCUGCCAGCAACGGCGGCAGUAUCAUCACUGGCUACAUCAUCGAGAAGUGCGAGGAUGGCACAGACAAGUGGCUACGCUGCAAUGCUCGACUUUGUGCAGACCUCUUCUACCGGGUAUCUGGACUAAAACACGGUUCCAAGUACCUUUAUCGAGUUUGUGCUGAGAAUGCCGCCGGUAUCUCCGAUCCAGCGGAGCAACUCGGCCCGCUUCUUGCCGACGAUCCUCACGUGGGUCCGACCAUGGAGCUGAGUGCCUUCAGGAAUGGCUUGGAAGUCAUUGUCCCUCAGCCUCUCGCCAUCAGAGUUCCCAUCACUGGGUACCCAACUCCCACCGCCAAAUGGACGUUUGAAGAGAAGGAGCUGACGUCAGCAGAGAAGCGUGCUUCUGUGGUCACGAAGCCCUCGUAUGCAGAGCUUAAAGUUACACCAAGUGUCCGUCCGGACAAAGGGACCUACACUGUACAGCUCGAAAAUGAUAUGUCCUCUGUCUCUGGAGAGAUUGAUGUCAAUGUUAUCGCAUGCCCCAGUGCUCCUAAAGACUUCAAGGUGGCCGAGGUGACCAGACACCAUGUCCACUUGAUGUGGGAGGCUCCUGAGCACGACGGAGGAAGUCCUGUCACACACUACCAGAUUGAGAAGAGAGAAGUGUCUCGUAAGACCUGGGCAAAGGUGGCCACCGGAAUCCUGGACCUUGAGCACACAGUGACGGAUGUAAUUGAAGGGAAGGAGUACCUGUUCAGUGUCGCUGCCUGCAAUAAAUGCGGAGCGGGAGAGCCGUCCUAUAUCGACGAGCCCGUCAAUGUCUCGUCUCCUGCCACUGUACCAGAUCCUCCCGAAAAUCUGAAGUGGCGGGACAAGAGCAGCAAGGGCAUCUUUCUGUCCUGGGAGCCUCCAAAGUAUGACGGUGGCUCCCACAUCAAAGGCUAUGUGGUGGAUAAGUGUCAACGUGGAACCGACAAGUGGGAGCCCUGCUCCGAUCCUGUUCAAGAGCUGAAGUUUCAGGUCACCGGUCUGAUCGAAGGGCAGUGGUAUGCAUACCGAGUCCGAGCGCUCAACAAAUUAGGAGCUAGUCGACCCUGCAAGGCUACUGACGAGAUCCAGGCUGUCGAUGCUAAAGAACCUCCAGAGAUUCAGCUGGAUGUGAAGCUGUUGGCCGGCGUCACCGCCAGAGCCGGCAGCAAAAUUGAACUCCCUGCCGACGUCAAAGGAAAGCCAGAUCCGCGCAUCAAGUGGACCAAGGCCGACCUGGUCCUGCGGGCCGACGACCGCGUUGUCAUCGACACCCAGCCGGGGCACUCCAAGUUGUCUAUUGCCACCACAACCAGAAGCGACAGCGCCAUCUACAUAAUUGAAGCUGUCAAUACCUGCGGACGUGCGACGGCUACUGUCGAUGUCAACAUUCUCGACAAACCUGGGCCACCUGCUGCCUUUGACAUCACUGAAAUCACCAACGAGUCUUGUCUCUUGGCCUGGAACCCUCCGAGGGACGACGGCGGCUCACCCGUUACCAACUACAUCGUGGAGAGUCGCAAGGCUAACCAAGAGGAGUGGACCAAGCUGUCGGCCACAGUGAAAUACACCACUUUCAAGGCCUGCAAGCUCACCGCUCUGAUGGAGUACGUCUUCCGGAUCCGUGCUGAAAACCAGUACGGUGUCGGAGAACCUGCCGAGCACACGCCUAUUAUUGCAAAGUAUUCAUUUGAUCCUCCGGGCCCUCCAUCGAGAGUCACUCCCUCUGACAUAGCCAAGGAUGCCGUGACUCUCAACUGGAUUGAGCCAGAUGAGGAUGGCGGCAGUCCUAUUACUGGUUAUUGGGUUGAGAGGUUUGAUCCUGAGACUGAUAAAUGGAUCAGAUGCAACAAGCUGCCGAUCAAGGACACCAACUUCAGGGUGAAAGGACUACUUACGAAGAAGAAGUACAGGUUCAGGGUCUUGGCUGAAAAUCUGUCUGGAACUGGAAAACCAAGCACAGAAACAGAUCCAGUCCUUAUCAAAGACCCCAUUGAUCCUCCAUGGGCUCCUGGAAAGCCCGUGACCCGUGACAUUGGCAAGACCUCUGCUCUGCUGGCAUGGACUAGGCCCGAGCACGACGGCGGAGCUAAGAUUGAUGGCUACAUCAUUGAGUUUCAGAAAAGAGGAAGUGAUGAGUGGAUCCGCAUUGCUGAGGGCAUUGCACAGACUGAACACCAGCUGCAGGGCUUGAUGGAGAAGCAAGAGUACGCCUUCCGCGUCAAGGCUGUCAACAGAGCCGGCGAGAGCGAACCCAGCGAGCCCUCUGACUCUGUGGUCUGCAAGGAGAGACUCUACCCCCCAUCUGCGCCUCAGUGGCUGGAUGUGGCCAACAUCACCAAGAUCAACGCUGAUCUCAAAUGGCAGGCACCCAGCAGUGACGGAGGCUCGCCCAUCACCAACUAUGUGGUGGAGAAGAGAGACGUGCGACGGAAGGCUUGGCAGACGGUGGACACCACCGUCAAGGAGCUCAAAUACACAGUGACGCCACUUAAUGAAGGCUCGCUGUACGUGUUUCGCGUGGCCGCUGAAAACGCGGUAGGCCUGGGCGAAUUCUGUGAGCUGGAGGACGCCGUGCUUGCCAAAGAUACUUUCACUACUCCUGGACCUCCUUAUGCGCUGACUGUGGUGGAAGUCACCAAGCGACAUGUGCAGCUGAAAUGGGAAGCUCCAAAAAGCCACGGCGGUAGACCCAUCACCAGGUAUGUGAUAGAGAAGAAGGACAAAGUGGGAACACGUUGGUUGAAGUGCUGCAAGACUCCAGACAAAGAAACUCAGUUCAAGGUGGUCGAUGUGGACGAAGGCUCAGAGGUGCAGUUCCAAGUGCGUGCAGAAAACGAGGCGGGGGUUGGAGAACCCAGCGAACCCACCGAGAUCCUUACCAUUGAGGAUCCGACAAGUGCGCCGUCGCCACCCUUGGAGGUGACUGUCCCGGAUAGCAGCAGGGAGCACAUCAACGUCUCGUGGAAGCCGCCAGUCAAGGAUGGUGGCUCCCCUAUUAUUGGCUACCACGUGGAGGUGGCGGAGGCUCGUCCGGAACUGAAGUGGCUCAGGGUCAAUACCAGGCCGAUCAAAGACCUCAAGUUUAAAAUUCAAGAUGGGAUCAAACCAGAAAAGAAGUACGUUAUCAGGGUUCGCGCCAUUAAUGCCUUCGGCGUAGGCGAUCCCUCGGAGCUAUCUGACAAGGUCUUUACCAAGGAUCCAGACUGUGACCCAACCAUGGAGUUGGACACCAAGGAUGUGGUGGUGACGGAGGGAGAGAAGCUGCACCUAAACGUUCCCUACAAAGGCAUCCCCACGCCACAGAUGGUGUGGCAGAAGGACACAGUAGAAUGUCAGAAAGGCGAGCGUCUCUCCAUGAGAGUGGAGAUGAAUAGUUCCCACCUAGAACUUCUCCGAUGCACGCGUUCUGACGCUGGCAUCUACACCAUCACCCUCACAAACAGCCUGGGCACUGCCAAUGGAAACAUUAACGUCAAAGUCAUCGGGCUUCCUGGUCAGUGCAAAGACAUCAGUUCAAGCGAUGUCACCAAGAACUCCUGUAAGAUCAGCUGGGAAGCACCUGAGGAUGACGGCAGGACACCGGUUCUUAGUUACACGCUGGAACGUCGUGAAGCCUCCAAGAAGACCUACAUGCCUGUCAUGUCAGGAGAUAAUGUUCUCAGCUGUGCAGUGAAAGACCUAUAUGUUAACUGCGAGUACUACUUCCGGGUCAAGGCCGUCAACAAGGUGGGCGCCGGAGCCUAUCUGGAGUUGAGAAACCCUGUCAUCAUAGAGGAAAUGAAGCAGAAACCAGACCCACCCAUCCAAGUGGAGGCCCAAGAACCAACCUCCAAGUCUAUCCUCAUCACUUGGAAAGCUCCCGAUUAUGACGGCGGUUGCCCCAUUCAAGGCUACAUCGUGGAGAGGAUGGAGAAGGACGGUGACCGCUACGAGAGGGUUACCCCUAGCUCGGUCCCUGGUUUCAGCCACGUGGUGACAGGUCUCAAGGAGGACACGGAGUACCAAUUCAGGGUCCGAGCCGAGAAUGCCGCCGGAAUCAGCGAACCGUCUCGAAGCACACAACCCAUCCGGGCUGCCGACCCAGUCGAGAAACCCACUGUCACCCUGCAUGCCCGUGUGCAGUGCGGUUUGUGCGUGAAGAAAGGCGAAGAGAUUCGCAUAGACGCAAGCAUCUCGGGCUCGCCUUACCCCAAGGUGACCUGGAUGAGGAACAGUGAGGAUGUCACCAAAGAGCCCGCCAAGAAGGUUGUCCCACAAGUUAAGAAGAAGACCAAAACCAAGGUUUUUGAAGCCAAGGAAGAGUUUGUGACGCCGCUGCGAGAGCGCCUUGGUUUGGACCAGACAAAGAAGGGUCACUCCGCUUUGAUGAUCCGAGAGGCCAUCAGAGCAGACCAUGGCAACUUCACCAUCCAGGUUGAGAAUACUCACGGCGUUGCCACGGCCUCAUGCGUCGUUAAUGUCCUCGACAAACCCGGUCCACCUAUCAACUUCACCUUCGAUGACAUCAGGAACACCUCCGUUGUGUGCAACUGGCAGCCUCCUGAGGAUGACGGUGGCAGUGAGAUCCUGAAUUAUAUCCUGGAGAAAAAGGAUAACAAGAGCGAUGACAUUGGCUGGAUCACCAUCACCUCAACCUCGAAGACUACCAGCUUCCCCGUCACCAAGCUAAUUGAAGGGAAGGAGUACAUCUUCAAAGUUAGCGCCGAGAACAAAUUUGGAUGCGGACCACCUUUGGUGUCUGAACCGCAGGUUGCCAAGAACCUGUUUGAUCCUCCUGAUGCACCCAACACCCCAAGAGUUCACGAGGUGACGGCAAGCUCCGCCCACAUUACCUGGCACGAGCCAAAGGACAAUGGUAGUCCCAUUUUGGGCUACUGGAUCGAGAGAAAAGAAGUGAACAGCAAACACUGGACUCGUGUUAACCGCACGCUCCUCAACUCUCUGGAAGUGAAAGCUAGCGGCCUGAUGGAGGGACUCACCUACAUCUUCAGGGUGUGUGCCGAGAACCUGGCCGGACCCGGACCUUUUAGUGAGCCCACGGACCGCAUCGUUGCUAUGGACGCCAUCCUGCCUCCAGGUCCUCCAACACCAUGGAUCGUAGACACCGGGAAAGACUCUGUCAUUGUGGCCUGGAAGCCGCCUUUGUACAAUGGAGGAGGGGACAUCUUGGGCUAUCACGUUGAGAAGGUGGUGGCUGGGGAGAAGAACUGGACUCGCAGCACAGAGUUCAGGUGCAAGGAGCUGACCUACACUGUCACAGGUCUGACCGAAGGGACCGAUUACUACAUUAGAGUGGUCGCCGUCAACGAUGCGGGUCCUGGAGCCCCCGGAGUCACAGAACCCGUCACUGUCAAGGAGCCACAAGAACCUCCCGCUGUUGACUUCGACAUCUCCGUGAAGAACGGCAUCAUGAUAAAGGCCGGCGAGUCACUGAAGCUUCCCGCAGUGGUGACUGGCCGCCCGCAGCCUGAGGUCAAGUGGGCCAAAGAUGAUGCUGAAAUUGACAAAGAGAGAAUGAUUGUGGAGACAGAAGGCAAGAAUAGCUGUCUGGUCAUCAAAAAGACAGUAAGGGCGGAUCAUGGCAAGUACCAGAUUUCGGGCACCAACAGCAGUGGAACUAAUGCUGCCGAAACCAAAGUCGACGUCAUGGAUGUCCCAGGGCCUGUUGUCGACUUGAAGACUGUGACGGUGACCAAGAAAAAUAUCACUCUCACCUGGUCCGAUCCAGUGGACAACGGCGGCAGCGACAUCAUUGGCUAUGAGGUCCUGAGAAAGGAUGCUAAGAUGAAGCUCUUCCGCCAGCCCGUUGAGGUGGCGUCCUGCAAAUACGACGUGCAGGGACUGCUGGCGGGCGAGGAAUACGACUUUAGGGUCGUUGCCCGGAAUAAGUAUGGAGAUGGCAUUCCUGCGGACCUUGGGCCCAUUCUAGCCGAGGAUCCCAAAGGUACACCGUCUGCUCCUGAGAAGCUGCACUCCACAGACAGAAGCAAGAACACCAUCACGCUGGCCUGGCAGCCACCAUGCAGCGAUGGCGGUAGCCCCAUCAUUGGCUACUACGUGGAGAAGAUGAGAUCGGACGACAACGAGUUCGAGCCGGCCAACCGCAAGAUCUUUACCAAGUGCACCGGUGUCAUCGAGAACUUGUCAGAGAACCAGGAGUAUGAAUUCCGGGUCAAAGCUGUGAAUGAGGUCGGCCACGGCCCGCCGUCCAAGCCCAUCGCAGCCAAGAUUCAGGAUGAUGACAUUGCACCACUUAUUACAAUUCUGAAGUACUUCAAGAGUAACGCAAUCAUUGUGAAGAAAGGCUCAGCCGUCGACAUUCCAGCUGAGGUUAAGGGACUUCCCCUUCCGACAAUCAAAUGGAUGAAAGACGACGAGGUGAUGGACAAGUGUGAAAAAGAGAUGACGAUGGAAACUGAGGAGGUAAAUCGCACAACGUUGAGGACAACCAUUUCCAUGCCGGAAACCAUCAGGCAAGACAAAGGCAAUUACAAACUUUUAGCCGAAAACAGCCACGGCAAAGCUCAGCACGUCAUCCGUGUGGAGAUCCUCGACCGCCCUCUUCCCCCGAGGAACAUUGUGGUCUCGGACAUCAAGGCGGACUCCUGCUACCUGACCUGGGAUGCCCCCGAAGACAACGGAGGCAGUGAGAUCACCAACUAUAUCAUCGAACGCAGAGAUGCCAGCAAGAAGAAAUCAGACUUUGAGGCCGUGACCUCAAACCUCAUCGAUCGUCGCUACGGGGUCUACAAACUGAUUAUGAAUGGCCACUACCAAUUCAGAAUCAGGGCGGAAAACAAAUACGGCGUCAGUGACGGCUGUGACUCCGAGAAGGUAGAACUGAAGGAUCCGUUUGGACUCCCGGGACCGCCGCAAAACCCCAGGAUCAUUGCCGCCACAUCCAACACAAUGACUCUGGCCUGGGAUCCUCCGCUCGACAACGGCGGCUCCACCAUCCAAGGCUACUGGCUGGAGAAGAGGGAACGUGGAGCUGUGUACUGGGGGCGCGUUAAUCGCUGCCCAGUCACCAAACCGGCCGUGAAGGCCCUGCAGUACACUGUCCUCAAGCUCAUCGAAGGAACCGAAUACCAAUUCAGGGUGGCAGCAAGCAAUGCCGCAGGGAUUGGGCCGCCCAGCGAGUCCACAGAGUGCCGCUUCGCCGUGGACCCAUGCAACCCUCCUACUGCACCCGGAUCCCCUGAGGUCAAAGACAAGACCAAGAACAGUGUCACACUCACCUGGAGUCCCCCAGACAGGGAUGGUGGCAGCCCCGUCAAGGGUUACAUUAUUGAGGUUCACGAGGAAGGCUCCCCUGAUUGGAAAAGGGUGAAUCCUGAUGAAAAACUCCACCCAUCCACUGUGAUAACUGUUCCCAACCUAAAGGAGGGCAAGAAGUGUAAGUUCAGGAUCUACGCUGUGAAUGCUGCAGGCAGUUCGGAGCCUGCCAGGACUGCAGACGUCCUUGUUCAGGAUAUCCUUGUUGAGCCGACCGUGUCACUGGACGUGAGUGCCCACGACCUGCUGAACUGCAGGGCUGGAACCACAAUCAGGAUCCCUGCCAGCAUCAGCGGGCGUCCAACGCCUAAGGUAACCUGGACCUUCGACGGAACGGCCGAGACCGAGACGAAAAAUCAACUCCACACACUCCCCGUCGGCUCAGAGAUUCACUCCACCGACACAACCUCCGUGGUCAUCAUUCCUGAGUGCAAAAUGAACCACGCUGGCCGCUACAUCAUCAAUGCAGAGAGCCCAGCCGGACACAAAGUCGUCAAAGUGCGAGUCAACAUCCUUGAUCUUCCAGGACCUCCUCGAGACCUUAAGGUGAGCGACGUGACCAGAGGUACUUGCCGACUCACCUGGAAACCUCCAGAGAACGAUGGAGGAGAGAGGGUGAAGAGCUACUUCAUUGAGAAGAAGACUGUGGUGGGAAAAGCCUGGACAAAGGUGAAUCCAUCCUGUGCUGCGCAGUCACUCGUGGUUCCAGACCUGAUUGAAGGUCAGGAAUACCUGUUCCGCAUCCGUGCCGAGAAUCGAUUCGGUUUUGGGCCCUACGUCGCAACCACCGAGGGAACCACAGCCAGAGAUCCUAUCCAUCCCCCAGAUCCCCCAACCAGGCUUAAAAUUGAAAGUGUGAGGAAGGGAACAGUGAGCCUCACAUGGAAGCCUCCCAAAAACGAUGGUGGAUCACCUGUAACUCACUAUAGUGUCGACCUACUCUGCUGGGAUGCCAGUGGGACUCAGAAAGAGUCCUGGAGGAGGUGUAACAGGAGGGACAUUGAUAUCACGAGCUUUAAGGUGGAGGACCUGACAGAGGGUGAUGAGUACGAGUUCAGAGUGAUUGCUUAUAACCAGGCUGGACCGAGCCGACCAUCUUCUACUGCCGGGCCCAUUCUCAUUCGGGACCAGACCUGCGCUCCAUCCAUUGAACUAAAGGAGUUCAUGGAGGCCGAGCAAGGCAGUGACAUCAGGAUUGUGGCCAGGAUACGCGGCUGCCCGUUCCCCACACUCACUUGGUACAAGGCCCCACCUCACAAGUCUGACAGCAAGGCAGAGGUCUGCUACGAUGAGCACAUCAACAAGAUGGUGUCCGACGACAGCUGCACACUGUUGAUACAGCAGGGCAAACGUCCUGACACCGGCCUUUACACACUGGUGGCCUCCAACAGCCUCGGCAAAGCCUCUAAAGAGAUGAGGCUCAACGUGCUCGGUCGUCCCGGUCCUCCCUCUGCUCCCAUUAAGUUUGAGGAGGUUGGGGCUGAGAGAAUCACUCUCUCCUGGCUGCCACCAAGUGAUGACGGGGGCUCCAAAGUCACCAAUUAUGUCAUCUGGAGGCGGGUGGCCAACAGAAAUACCUGGGUCCCUGUCACCAGCGAGCCCAAAGAACGUAUCUGGACAGUGGAGAACCUGAUGGAGGGCCACGAGUAUGUUUUCCGCAUUAUGGCCCAGAACAAGUAUGGUGUCGGCGAACCGCUAGACAGUGAUCCAGAAGUAGCCAGAAACCUCUAUUCUGUGCCCGGCCAAUGCGAAAAGCCAACAGUGUCCGGCAUCACCCUGGACUCCAUGACCGUGACUUGGGAGGAGCCCGAAGAUGACGGCGGCACGCCGAUCACCGGUUACUGGUUGGAGCGCAAGGAGACCACCGGGAAACGCUGGGCACGUGUCACCCGUGACCCUAUCAGACCCAUGGGCUUGGGUGAAUCAUGUACAGUGAAUGGACUCAUUGAGGGUUCCGAGUACAUCUUCAGAGUUACGGCUAUCAAUGCUGCGGGACCUGGACUCCCCAGCGUUCCGACUGAUCCCAACUUUGCCAGAGACCCCAUCUCCCCGCCCUCUCCUCCAACACCAAAGGUUUCAGAUUGGACAAGGUCAACCGUGGAUCUGGAGUGGAUCCCCCCGCUGAAAGACGGAGGCUCCAAAAUUCUCGGCUACUGGGUGGAGUACAAGGAGGAAGGCACCGAGGCUUGGGUCAAGGCCAAAGACACAGAAAUCCGUGGCACCCGCUUAGUGAUUGCUGGUCUGAAGAGUGGCGGUCAGUUCAGGUUCAGAGUCACGGCCUUCAACCUCGCUGGUGUUAGUGAACCAGGUGAAGUUCUUGAGGUGCUGGAGCUCAGCGACAGAAACGUUGCCCCUGAGGUUGAUUUGGAUGCCUCGGUCAAGGAGAGGUUGGUGGUCCACGCCGGUGGGGUGAUCCGGAUCAUCUGUUACGUGUCUGGUCAGCCAUCACCAGAAGUCACCUGGAGCAGGGAUGGAAUGGCUCUACCCCCUGAGGCCAAGGUGGAGACAACAGCCAUCAGCUCAUCUUUGGUCAUCAAAGGGUGUACCAGAAGGCAUCUCGGCAUCUACACGCUGACUGCGAAGAAUGCCGCAGGGGAGAAGACGAAGAACGUCACAGUGGAAGUGCUUGACGUUCCUGGGCCCGUAGGCAUCCCUAUGAUUGCAGAGAACUUGAGCAAUGAUUCCUGCAAGAUCAACUGGUACUUCCCAGAGAACGACGGCGGUUCUCCCAUCAGUAAUUACGUGAUCGAGAAGCGUGAAGCCGAGAGAAAAGCCUGGACGUCGCUCUCGUUCACCGCCAGCAGACAGAAUGCCGUGGCUACCGGCCUUACCUCGGGCCAAGCGUAUUUCUUCAGAGUUGCCGCCGAGAACGCCAUUGGCAUCGGACCCUUCAUGGAGACGGCGGCCGAGCUCAUCGUCAAGGAACCAUUGAGUGUGCCUGACCGACCCGAGGAGCUCGAGGUGACCAAGGUCACCAAAGAUUUGAUCAGUGUCACAUGGAGAGCGCCUAAGUUUGACGGUGGCUCCGAGAUCGUCAUGUAUGUCUUGGAGGCUCGUUUGAUUGGGAAAGAAAAGUUCACUCGAUUGACCAAGGAAAAGCUGAUGGAAAGGAAGUACACUUUUGACGGACUGAAGGAGGGCGACACCUAUGAGUUCCGAGUUAGCGCUGUCAAUGAAGUCGGGCAGGGUAAACCCUCAUUUUGCUCCAAACCAGUCACUUGCAGGAAUGAACUCGAGCCACCGACUAUCGAGUUGGACUUCCGCGACAAACUCAUCGUCCGUGUCGGCGAGAGCUUCCUGCUGCAGGGUCGCUACACCGGCAAGCCUUCUCCAUCCAUCGUGUGGUACCGAGACGACGAAGAGCUGAAGGCCGACAAGCACGUCAUGUUCAAGAAUACGCUGACCACAAUGUCGCUGGGUGUGAUGAAGGCACAGCGCCACCACAGCGGUCGAUACGUGGUGGCGGUGGAGAACAGCACCGGGUCCAGAAAGGGAGUCUGCAACGUCACAGUUGUCGACCGUCCAUCGCCUCCCGUGGGUCCAGUUGUCUUUGAGGAGGUGCACCGUGACUACAUGGUAAUCUCUUGGAAACCUCCUCUGGACAGCGGCGGCGUAGAGAUUUCCAACUACAUCAUUGAGAAAAGGGACGCAAACAGAGAAAUGUGGACCACUGUCACGUCAGCAAACACCAAGACCACAUGCAAGAUCCCCAAACUGACAGAGGGAAGAGAGUACAUCCUGAGAAUCUGUGCUGAGAACAUGUAUGGUAUCAGCGACCCACUGGACUCUGAGGAGAUGAGAGCAAAAGACCUCUUCAGAGUUCCAGAGGCCCCUGAGAUUCCGACCGUCAGGGAGGUGUACGCUACCAACGCACUGGUGCUCUGGAACCGGCCCCGUGAUGGAGGAAAGCCCAUCACCAACUAUAUACUGGAGAAGAAGGAGCCCACUGCCAAGAGGUGGUCAAGAGCAACAAGAGAACCCUUGUACCCUGCUACUCAGUAUCGAGUCCAGGACCUGGUGGAGGGCUGUGAAUAUGAAUUCCGUGUGAUGGCUGAAAAUGAGCUAGGAACCGGAGACCCGAGUGAACCCUCAAAGCCCAUUCUUGCCAAAGAUCCCAUCGUGCGCCCUAGUCCUCCAGUGACCCCCGAGGCCUACGACAAGACAAAAGAAUCUGUGAGUCUCAAAUGGCAGAAGCCGCGCCAUGACGGAAAAGGACGGAUAUUUGGCUACCUGGUCGAGUACCAGAAGCCAGGUUCCAUUGAGUGGAUUCAGGCUAAUGAACAUCCAGAGCAGUGCCCUGACCUGCACUAUGUAGUCACAGGGCUGAGUGAUGGCCAAGAGUACGCCUUCCGGAUCUACACUGUCAAUGCCGCCGGCAAAUCUGACCCAGCCUAUGUCAAACAGACUGUCAAGGUUCAUGACAGACUGGAGGCACCAGAGUUGCUGCUGGAUGCUAACAUGGUGCGUGACCAUCUGGCCAUGCUGGGCACAGACAUCACCUUGAGUGCGGCGAUCAAGGGUGUGCCCACGCCCACUGUUACCUGGAAGAAAAACGAUGGCCAAAUGCCAGCUCAUAUCACUGUCGCUGUCACGUCCGCCGGUAGCAAAAUCUUCAUCCCCAAGUGCGUCCGUCCCGACUCCGGCAACUACUCUCUCACGGCGGAAAAUGCUGCCGGAAAGAAAACGGCCAUGGUUGCUGUUCUGGUUCUGAACAAACCAUCACCGCCGAGAGACCUGGCGGUCUCCGAGGUGACCAGCGAGUCCGCUUACUUGACGUGGAAAGCUCCAGAGGACAACGGCGGUGCUGUUGUCGCCCAUUACGUCGUGGAAAAGAAGGAUGUCGCCGCUGAGCAGUGGGUCCCGGUCUCCGCGGCCAACAAGAAGCGGAGUUUGAUGGCCAUGUAUCUGAUGGAAGGAAUCCAGUACCUGUUCAGAGUGGCAGCCGAAAACCAGUUUGGCAGGAGUGAUUAUGUGAUCACAAAAACUCCCAUCAAGGCUGUCGAUCCACUCUAUCCACCUGGCCCCCCAAAGUACCUACACCACACUGAUGCAGACAAGACAGAGGUGUGGUUAGAGUGGGAGUGGCCCGAUCGCACCGGGGGAAGUGAAAUCACAGGCUUCAUCGUUGAGUACCAGGAAGAGACUCAGCCAGAUUGGGUUUCCUAUAAGACCGUCAGCAGUAACCAUGCGCAUGUCAGCGGUCUCGGGGAAGGCAAGACCUACCGCUUCCGGGUCAUGGCUCAGAACGCUAUUGGCGUGAGUCGUCCUGACACCAGUGUUCCCGUCACCUGUCAGGAAAAGACACUACCCCCCGCCAUUGAAGUCGAUGUGAAGCUUAUCGAGGGUAUUGUUGUGAAGGUAGGCAGCACUAUUGUACUGCCUGCCAAGAUGAAGGGGAUCCCCAUCCCCACUGCCAAGUGGAUGACAGAUGGCAAGGAAAUUACAUCAGAAGGUCACUAUAAGAUAGAAUCCACUGGAUCCGCCUCCACUCUCACCAUACCAGAAUGCAAGAGAGGAGACACGGGCGAGUACAUCCUCACUGUGUCCAACCCUGCAGGCAGCAAGACUGUCGCUCUGCACGUCACUGUGCUUGAUCUUCCAGGGGCACCCGUCGGACCAAUCAACAUCUUAGAAGUAACCCCUGAUCAUAUGAUGAUACAAUGGAGGCCACCCAAGGAUGACGGUGGUACCCCCAUCACCAACUAUGUGGUUGAAAAGAAGGAUGUGAAGAAAUCUUGGGAGCCUUGGUCGGUUGUAAGUUCGAGCGGUAUCGGUACCAAAGCUAAGGUGUCACGCCUGGAGAAGGGUCGUGAGUACGUGGUUCGUAUCCGUGCCGAGAACAAGAUCGGAAUUGGUGCCGGACUUGAGAGUCCCCCGACCAUUGCCAAGCACAUGUUCAACCCUCCCGGUCCACCGGGCCUCCCGGUGUGCUCUGAUAUCACAGAGAAUGCUGUGACAGUGGAAUGGUCCCUGCCUGACCACGACGGGGGUAGUCCUAUCAGUGGCUACGUGAUUGAACGCCGAGAGAUGACAGGGAAGUGGAUUCGUGUCAAUAAAACUCCCGUGCUGGAUCUCAGAUACAGGGUUUCGGGCCUACUUGAAGGCAACAGCUAUGAGUUCAGAGUAUUUGCUGAAAACAUUGCCGGUGUCAGUGAGCCAUCGCUCACCUCUGAUCCCAUCAAGGCGACCCGGCCCAUCACCAAGCCGGGACCUCCUGGAAAUCCUAAACUAAAGGACUGGAGCAAGUUGUAUGCGGAUAUCUGCUGGACCAAACCCACAAGAGAUGGUGGCAGCCCUAUCCUGGGCUAUGUUGUAGAGAUUCAAAAGUCAGGAUCUGCUCAGUGGGACAGGGUUAACAAGGAACUCGUCAAGAUGUGUGCCUACAGAGUACCAGGUUUCAUUGAAGGUAUGGAGUACAGGGUCCGAAUCAGAGCCACAAACAAGGUCGGAGAGAGCGAACCCCGGGAACUGAGCGAGACCAUCUUGGCGAAGGACAUUCUCGUUCCUCCAGAGGUUGUCGUUGACGUAUCGUGCCGUGACUCUCUGACUGUAAGGGCAGGACAGAUCAUCAGUUUGAUGGCCAGAGUUAAGGGCAGACCUGACCCAGAGAUCGCCUGGACCAAGGACGCCAGAGCCUUGUCUCGAGACAAACGCACGAUGCUGAACAACAACUAUCCUCUGUGUGAAUUGGUCAUUAAUGAUGCCGUCAGGUCCGACUAUGGCAAAUACGCCAUUGUUGCCAAAAACAGCAGCGGACAGGCACAAGCCACCAUUAUUGUCAAUGUCCUGGACACACCUGGAGCUUGCCAAAAUAUAAAGGUGGCUUAUGUGACCAAGAACUCUUGCAUGGUGUCUUGGGAGAAUCCAGAGGACAAUGGAGGCACAGAGAUCACCCAGUACAUAAUUGAGAGCCGACAACCGAGCCAGAGGGGGUGGACGGUAAUUUCCAAUGACUGUACAAAGCGUCUGAUGAAGGCCCCUCUCUCGGAGAGCUGCGAGUACUUUUUCCGCGUUAGUGCCGAAAACAAGAUCGGUGUUGGACCACCCACAGAGACCAAGACGGCCGUUUUGGCGAUCGACCCCAUUGAGAAACCUGGUGAACCGAUCGACUUCCAUAUAGCGGAGAUUGGCAAGACCUUCUGCUUCCUCAAAUGGAAGAAGCCCGACUACGACGGCGGUAGUCGUAACCUGGGUUACCACGUGGAGAAGAAGCCAAAGGAGGCUGAAGAGUGGGAGAGACUUCAUAAAGGUGCAAUUAAAGAGACUCACUUUAUGGCUGACAGGUGCAUUGAAAACCAGGUCUACCAGUUCAGAGUUCAGACGAAAAAUGACGGCGGUGAAAGCAAAUGGGUGACCACAGCAGAAGUCGUCAUCAAGGAGCAGCUUGUAGAGCCAGAGAUCAAAAUCAAACUCGAUGGAAACCUUGUGGUAAAGGCAGGGGACUCAAUUCCCAUCGAGGCAAUGGUCAAAGGCAAACCCCAACCUGAUGUCAAAUGGACCAAGGAUGAUGGCACCGGGGAGCUCAAAAAGGGCUCCAGGCUUCAGAUCGAAACCGGUGUUGACUUCUCAAAGCUGCUUCUGACUACAGCUCGGCGUACAGACAGUGGCAAAUAUGUCGUCACUGCAGCCAACAGGGCAGGAACAUGCUCCGCGCAUGCCAAGGUCAAUGUAUUGGACAGACCCGGCCCGGUCAGUGACCUUAAGGUGUCGGGCGUUACCACUGACAGGUGCCGUUUGGCAUGGAACAUUCCAGAGGACGACGGAGGCUGCGAGAUCUAUAACUACAUCAUAGAGAAAUGUGACACCAAGAGGGGUGUCUGGUCCGUUCAUUCAAAUGCCGUCAUCACCAACAAGGCCAACGUGACUCGUCUCGUUGAGGGAAAUGAAUAUAUCUUUAGAGUUCGUGCAGAGAAUAAAAUGGGUCCUGGCCCUGCUGUGGAGAGCGAGGCCAUUGUCGCCGGCACCAAGUUUAGUGUUCCAGGAGCACCUGAGGCACCGGAGGUCACCAGAAUUUCCAAGGAGGAGAUGACAGUGCAGUGGUCAGAGCCUGACACAGAUGGAGGGAAGCCAGUCACUGGUUACAUGUUGGAAAAGAAGGAGGAGCAUGCUGUAAGGUGGUCCACCAUUAACAAGGAGGCAAUGCCAACAACGUGCUUCACCGUAACAGGAUUGCUGCCCCUGCACGAAUACCAAUACAGAGUGAAAGCUGUCAAUGAAAUUGGAGUCGGCAGUGCAAGCAAACCCUCGCGUGCCGUUUUGGCAAAGGACGCAAUCGAGCCUCCUGCACCACCCACCAACUUGAAGGUCUUGGACAGCACCAAGUCCACUGUAACUCUAGGCUGGACCAAGCCUGCGUCCGAUGGUGGAGCGCCUAUCAUUGGCUACGUUGUUGAGAUGAGGGUGAAGGGAAGUCCCAAGAAAGGAGACGACAGUUGGAAACGCUGCAAUGUGGCUGCUCAGCUUGUCUUUUGUGAGUUCACAGUCACGAGUCUUGACGAGAAACUUCUGUAUGACUUCAGAGUGUCAGCUCAGAACCAGGUGGGCAUGAGUCUGCCCUGUGACCUGGGAACAUCUGUGAAUCCCAAGGAGAUACUUGAGGCACCAGAAAUCGACUUAGAUGCCAACUUAAGACAGGGACUAACAGUGAGAGCUGGGUGUCCCAUCAGACUGUGCGCGACCAUCAGAGGAAGACCUCCUCCCAAAGUCACUUGGAGGCGGAUGGGCAUUGAUAAUGUAGUCAGGAAGGGUCACGUCGACAUCAUCGACACGAUGACCUUCCUGGUCAUUCCGGAUAGCACGCGGGAUGACUCUGGCAAAUACUGUUUGACUGUGCAGAGUCCCGCUGGAGAAAAAGCUGUGUUCGUCAGCGUCAAGGUCCUCGACACCCCAGGACCUGUGAUGAAUCUGGAGGGCUCUGACAUCAGACAGACAUCAGCAAUGCUGUCGUGGAACCCUCCAGAGGUCGACGGCGGCAGUGAGAUUACUCACUAUAUCGUCGAGAAGCGUGAAAUUGAUCGCAAGACGUGGGCGACAGUCAAGGCCGAAGUGGAGAAAGACAAGGUUCCCUUCAAGGUCAGCGGUCUCGUGCCAGGCACAGAGUACUACUUCAGAGUGACUGCUGUCAACGAAUAUGGUUCAGGAGUUCCCCGGGUGUCACCCACUUCCUACUUAGCCUCGGAUCCUGUCAACAAACCUGAUCCGUGUGAGAAGAUUGAAAUUCUUGAGAUCACAAAGAACAGUGCCACAAUUGGCUGGGUGAAGCCUGCAAGGGAUGGCGGGGCAAAGAUUGAUGGUUACGUGAUUGAGUAUAUCGAAGUCAAACCUCCUCCACAACCCCCAGCACCAGUGGAGACCCCAGAACAAGGGACAGCUCCGCCUCCAGUAAUGAAAGUGGAGGCCAAGGAGCCUGAGAAAGAGGUGUGGAAUGCCUAUACCACUGUGAAGGGACUGAGCAUCAGCAUCAGUGGUCUGAAAGAGGGCAAGAGGUACAAGUUCAGAGUGGCCGCCAAGAACAUCAUGGGUUUGAGCUUGUUCACAGAGACCAGGGAGCCAACUGAGAUCAAGGAACAAAUGUUGGAGCCAAAGAUCGUCAUGCCAGACAUUGUCAGUGAAAGAGCUGGAGCCAAACUCCGAGUUGAAGCUGUCAUUUCUGGAAAACCUUCUCCAACCUGCAAGUGGAUUUGUGGCGACGUACCACUGGUCUCCUCAAGCCGUCUGGCCAUGCACCAUUCUGGCAAUUUGUGUGUCUUGAUUAUAAAGGAUGUCUCAAGGACAGACAGCGGAGACUACAGUCUUGUGGCUGAAAAUAGCUCUGCAAAGACGGUCCAGUCUCUCAAGAUUAUCAUCAGAGAUAUUCCUGGACCUCCUGCGGGUCCCGUGGAGAUCAGUGACAUUGACUCGGAUGCCUGCUCUCUGUCUUGGAGCCAACCGCUGGAGGACGGCGGCAGCAAAAUCACAAAUUACGUGGUGGAGAAAUGCGAUGUCAGUCGAGGUGACUGGGUUAACGCUGUGUCCUCCGGCCAGAAGACAAGCUGUAGGCUGGGCAAACUCGUUCCCGGGAAAGUGUACAUGUUCCGCAUCCGGGCUGAGAACCGCUACGGCGUGUCGGACCCUAUCCAAUCUGAUAGGAUGAUUGCCAAGUUUCCCUUUGAUGUUCCCAGUGAACCUCUUAAGUGUCACAUAAACAAGACUAACAAGGACUGCAUGUUUGUGGCCUGGGAUAAGCCCGAGAGUGACGGUGGCAGCCCCAUCACAGGUUACUACAUUGAGCGUAAAGAAAGAAACAGCCUUCUCUGGGUGAAGGCCAACGACACUGUCGUACGCACCACCGAGUACCCCUGUGCCGGCCUGAUUGAGGGCCUCGAGUAUACCUUUAGGGUGUCAGCCAUCAAUCGUGCUGGUCAGGGCAAGCCAAGCACAAAGACUGAUUUUGUAACUGCCAGAACACCCAUUGAUACCCCUGGGAAACCAGAAGUUGUGGACAUGACCAAGAACUCGGUAACGCUCGUUUGGGGCCGGCCCAAGAACGACGGUGGCAGCAAGAUCAUCGGCUACUAUGUCGAGGCCAUGCGUGUACCUGGAGACGCAUGGGUGCGUUGCAACACUGUUUGCCAGAAUGUCCCCAGGGAGGAGUACACUGCGACUGGCCUGGAGCGAGACCUACAGUACCAGUUCAGAGUCAUUGCCAAAACAGCCGUCAACAUUAGCAAACCCUCAGAGCCCACAGACCCAAUACUGGUCUGUGCUGAGAACGUGCCUCCGAGGGUAGAACUUAAUCCCAGGAUGCAGAAAGGCUUGAAGGUGAAGGUCGGAGCCUCGGUUCUCCUUGAGGCUGAGGUGUUUGGUAAACCGAUGCCCAAAGUCACAUGGAAGAGAGGCGAUGAUAGUCUGAGGUCAAGUCAAGGGCAAGUCAUCACCCAACAGAGACAUCACUUCCAAAUGGAGAUGCUCUCAGUCACCAGGGAGGACACUGGGGUCUACACCAUUCUUGCAGAGAAUGCCAGUGGCUCCAAGACCGCUGACAUCCAUGUUACCGUUUUGGAUGUGCCUGGUCCACCCGCCAGUUCCAAAUACGUUGAAGUGUUUGCUAAUAGCAUAAAAUUGUCCUGGGAGCCGCCGCUGAAGGAUGGUGGAGCCCCGGUUACCAAUUAUAUUUUGGACAAGCGUGAGACCAGCCGGGCAACUUGGGCUCUGGUCACCUCAAAGAUUAAGGGUGAAGAUCUUGAACUAAAUGUGCAGAGGCUGAUCGAGGGUCAUGAAUACCAGUUCCGAAUCCGUGCUGACAACACGUGGGGAGUUGGAGACAGUCUCAUCACUGCCCCUAUCAUUGCCAAGAACCCAUUCACUGUUCCUGGACAGUGUGAGGCCCCAGUGAUUACCAACGUCACCAAGGAUGCAAUGACAGUGAGCUGGAAGGAGCCAACCGAUGACGGAAAGUCCGCCAUUCUGGGUUACAUGCUCGAGAAGAAGGAAACCAAGGAGAUGAACUGGAGCAAGAUGAACAGGAAACCCUUAAUGGAACGGACUUUUGAUGCCACAAGCCUUAGCGAGGGAGUGGAAUAUGAAUUCAGAGUCAUUGCUGUUAAUGUGGCAGGACUUGGAAAACCCAGUGAGCCCUCAGAUGCUGCUACUGCACAAAAUCCCAUCACUCCCCCGGGCCCUGUACUCGACCCACGUGUGAGUGACACCACCUACAGCACCCUAAGCCUCAGCUGGAAGGCUCCGGCCAACAAUGGUGGAAGUCCAAUCUUAGGAUAUCUGGUGGAGUGCAAGAGGACAGAUACGGCAGAUUGGAUCCGAUGCAAUGUUCCCAAGAACUUGCAGGACACCAACUACACCAUACAAAACCUUAUGCACAAGGCCGAGUACCAGUGUCGUGUCACCGCUGCCAAUAAGGUCGGCUUCGGUGAACCGGUCGAAGUGCCUGGCAAGCACAUCGCAAAGGACAUCAUAGUACCCCCGGAGGCGGAGCUGAGUGCUGAGUUGAAGGAGGGCCUGGAACUGCGAGCUGGCGCCACCAUGAAGCUUCAUGCCACAAUCAAGGGUCACCCCGUGCCCAAGGUCAUAUGGGCCAAGAUGAACACCAACAUCAAGGAUCGCCAAGGCAUUGUCAUCAAGUCCACAAAAAGUGACACCACUGUGGUGGUGGAGAAUGUCAACAGAUAUGAUGCAGGCAAAUACAUUCUCAACCUGGAGAGUGUGGCCGGUAUGAAGAUGUACACCGUCAUCGUCAAGGUGCUCGACACUCCUGGGCCACCAAUUAACCUGGUGGUAAAAGAGACCACAAAGGACAGUGCCUCUAUCUACUGGGAUGCUCCUCUUCUAGACGGGGGCUAUGAAGUCACCCACUAUAUCGUGGAAAAGCGAGACACUGAGAGGAAGGCCUGGUCUACGGUCUCCAACAAUUGUACCAAGACAUCUUUGAAGGUGUCUGACUUGAAUGCCGGACGGUACUACUAUUUCCGAGUGUCAGCUGUCAAUCUGCUCGGCGCCGGAGAGUGCUGCGAGACCCCCGACUCGCUCAGAGCAUCUGAGGAGCCUGGUCCUGUCAUGGACUUCAAGACCUUGCUGGUUACCAAGGACUCUUGUACACUCAGCUGGAGGAAACCUCUGACUGAUGGCGGCAGCCGCAUUAUCUGCUAUGUGCUCGGGGUUCUCAAUGGCGACGACAAGUACAAGGAGUUGAUGAGGUCAAAGAACAUGCAGUACAGCGCCAAGGAUCUGGUGGAGGGCAAAGAGUACAAGUACAGCGUCAAAGCUGUGAAUGACACUGGGGAGAGUGCCACCAAGGAGCUGACAGUAGUUGCCAAGGACCAACUCAUUCAUCCCACUUGCGACUUGAGGGAACUUCCCGACAUGUGUUACGUGGCCAAAGAGGGCAGCACAGUGCGUCUGAAGAUUCCAAUCAUGGGCAAACCAACGCCUAAGGUGUCAUGGAAGAAGGGGGAGGAUGAAGACUUGACAGACACGGGACGUGUUUGUGCAGAAUCUUCGAGCGUCAACACCACUCUCCUGAUAAGGGAUUGCCAGAGAAGCGACGCCUCAAAAUACACAAUCACCCUGAGGAAUAGCGCUGGCAGCAAAGAGUCUAGCAUUUUCAUCAGGGUGGUGGGAAAGCCUGGCAUCCCCGUAGGACCCAUCAAAUUCAAGGACAUAACUGCCGACGGCGCCACACUGAAGUGGGCAGCGCCAAAAGACGAUGGGGGCUCAGACAUCACAAAUUACAUUCUAGAGAAGAGGGACUCGGUCACCAAUAUGUGGGUGACUGUCUCUUCUCUGGUGGAAAAGAGCACCAUGAGGGUGACUGGUCUCCACGAGGGCACGGAAUAUAUUUUCAGAGUGUGUGCUGAGAACAAGUAUGGCGUUGGAGAGGGGCUUAAGUCGGAACCUGUGAUUGCAAAACAUCCAUUCAACGUUCCCGACGCUCCUCCUCCACCUCAGGUCAUGAGUAUGCGCCAUGACUCUGCUUAUCUUGCCUGGUCAGACCCCAGGAAGACUGGAGGAUCUCCCAUCACAGGGUAUCACGCCGAGUUCAAGGAAAGGAAUAGUAUGUUGUGGAAGAGGGCAAGCUCGACGGCCUUGAGAAUGAAGGAGCACAAGGUGACCGGGCUGACUGAAGGCCUCGAGUACGAGUUCAGGGUAAUGGCCAUUAACUUGGCUGGCAUUGGCAGACCGAGUCCUCCCACUGAUCCACGAGUUGCCCUUGAUCCAAUUGAUGCUCCAGGCAAACCAGACGUAAUAAGCGUCACCAGGAGCACCGUGACUCUUCAGUGGGCUGAGCCACAGUUUGACGGGGGCCAUAGGCUGACUGGUUACAUUGUGGAGAUACGUGAUCUCCCCUCUAAGAUCUGGGUGAAGGCCAACAGCGUGAACGUUGCAGAGCCCGCAUACACGGUCACUGAUCUCCAGGAGGGCUGCAAAUAUGAGUUCAGAAUACGAGCAAAGAACGCAGCCGGUGCCCUGAGUCCGCCGUCCGACCAGACGGACACUAUUAUCUGCGUGGAUGAAUACGCUUCACCAACCAUUACCAUCGAUGCUCAGGUGAUGGAGGCCGGUGUGACCGUCAGAGCUGGGGAAACCAUCGUGGUCAACGCCACGAGUAUUCUCGGCAAGCCCGCUCCGACCUCUUGCUGGUCGAAAGGAGGAAAGUACAUGAAGCCCUCAGACAUAGUCAAUAUUGAGACCACCGCAUCCUCCUCCACCCUGUCAAUAAAAUACGCCACAAGGAAGGACUCCGGGGACUACAUCAUCACUGCAAGCAAUCCCUUUGGCGUGAAGGAGGAAACGGUUAAGGUUAAGGUUCUGGAUGUUCCAGCUGCUCCCGGUCCCAUCGAAUGCAGCGGUGUCUCAUCCGAGAAGGUCAUCUUGACGUGGACAGCGUCUCCAGAAGACGGAGGGUCUCCUAUCAAGUACUACACACUAGAGAAGAGGGAAACCAGUCGCCUUCUCUGGACAAUUCUGGAAGAGAAGGUCGUCGACUGUCAUUAUGUGGCCACCAAACUCAUCCAGGACAAUGAGUAUAUCUUUAGAGUUUCUGCUGUGAACCAGUACGGCAGCAGUGAGCCAGCUCACUCUCAGCCUGUCAAGAUGGUCGAUAGAUUUGGUCCUCCUGGUCCACCAUCAAAACCAGAAGUUGACAAAGUGGAUGGGCACUCAGCGACAGUGACGUGGAGAAGACCCACUGAAGACGGUGGGAGCGAUAUCAUCGGCUACUGUGUCGAGAAGAAGGAGAAAAGGGCCAUGAGGUGGAUCAGGGCCUCUAAAAAAUCUGUCGUCGAGCUCAGCUAUGAGGUCACUGGACUGACCGAAGGCUUACAGUACGAGUUCCGUGUUGUUGCUGAGAACAAAGCUGGCUUUGGAGAGCCAAGUGAACCAUCAAUGCCAGUCACAACAGUCAUUGCUACCUAUGUCCCUGGACCGCCAGUAAAUCCAAGGGCUACAGACACUACCAAGACCACUGCCACUCUCAACUGGGGGAAACCCCUGGAUAACGGCGGUCUCAACGUCACUGGCUAUGUAAUCGAGCACAGAAAGGAAGGAACAGAGGAGUGGGUUAAGGACACGCCAUCGUCUACGCUGAAAAUCACCGAAUUUGUUGUUCCUGGGCUUGAAAACGCAAGCAAGUACCACUUCAGAAUUAGUGCAGUAAAUGCUAAGGGCACAGGUGAACCCGCAGAAACUCAGGAACUGGUUGAGGUAGUGGAGCGUGCAGCUGAACCUGAUUUGGAAUUGGACAUGGAACUAAGGAGAACUCUUGUUGUCAGGGCUGGUUGCUCCAUUCGCCUCUUUGUGCCCAUCAAAGGGCGCCCUACACCGACAGUCACCUGGACCAAGGAGGGCAGUCCUGUGCCACGUGCUGUCAUUGACAGUACUGAGUCAUUUACAAUGCUGGUCAUUCCAGAAAGUGCAAGGAAUGAUGGCGGUAAGUAUGAGCUUACCCUCGAAAAUGCCGCUGGAAAAAAGACAGCAAAUAUUCAUGUGAGAGUUCUGGAUUCACCUGGGCCUCCUCUCAACCUGAAACCAGUCCAAAUCGAUAAAGAAUCAAUUGUCCUUUGGUGGGAGAUGCCUCUCAUUGAUGGUGGCGCCAAGAUCACAAACUACAUUGUUGAGAAGAGGGAAUCAACUCGUAAGGCUUUUGCCACUGUUGUCACGACCUGUCCGACGACUUCAGUCAAAAUUAGUGAUCUGUGCGAAGGCUGCGAGUACUACUUCAGAGUGUCUGCCGAGAACGAGUUUGGUGUCGGCGAAGCGGUCGAAACGCCCGACCCCCUCCGUGCCUCCCAGGCCCCAAGUGCUCCGGAAAGCGUAAUUCCAACUGACGUCACCAAGAACUCUGUGAGUCUGGCUUGGACCAGACCCAAGCACGACGGUGGAAGCAGGCUGACCGGAUAUGUCCUCGAAGCCCAGAAGAGAGGAACUGAUCAAUGGGCCCACGUAACAAGCCUCAAGAACAUGGACUUCACUGUGAGGAAUCUCAAUGAGAAUGAAGAGUACACCUUCCGCGUGAUGGCAGUCAACCAAUCGGGAAGAAGUGCCCCACGGGAGAGCAAGCCUAUUGUUGUCAAGGAGUCGACCUCCCUGCCAGAGUUUGAUCUGCGCAGUGUAUGUCAGUCAACCGUAAUCGCAAAAGCUGGAGACGACAUCAAGGUUGAAAUUCCCACAAUGGGCCGUCCCCGGCCAGUGGUCACUUGGCAGAAGGACGGCGCCGCCUUGAAGCUCACCCAGAGGACUAACGUGGAGACGACUGCUGCGACUGUCAUCCUCGCCAUCAAUGAAUGCACCCGGGCAGACAGCGGAGUGUAUACCAUGACAGGAAAGAACAUAGUUGGCACUGUGGUGGAAAACAUCUUUGUCAAAGUCCACGAUGUUCCGGGGCCACCCAAAGGGCCAAUUACAAUCAACGAAAUUUCUCGUAACUACUGCAUCUUUGCAUGGGACGCUCCAGAGAAUGACGGGGGUGUUCCAAUUACUAAUUACGUGGUUGAGAUCAGAGACACCACCACGCAGACUUGGACAGAACUAACUUCCACUGCUAUUCGUACCAUGUUUAAAGCCAACCGUUUGACGACUGGCUCAGAGUACCAGUUCAGGGUUAAGGCGAAGAAUCGGUAUGGCGUAGGACCUCCCAUAACCUCAGAAUCAGUAGUGGCUGCCUAUCCAUUCAAAGUUCCCGGACCACCGGGCACACCCCAUGUAGUGGCGUUCACCAAAGACUCCAUAACAAUUGGCUGGAAUGAACCCGUUUCUGAUGGUGGCAAUGAAGUCAUCGGGUACCACGUUGAGAGGAAAGAACGAAGCAGCAUUAUGUGGCAAAAAAUCAGCAAAGGUCUGGUGAAAGGAAACGUACUGAAAUCGACAGGCCUUGACGACGGAGCCGCCUAUGAGUUCCGCGUUAUGGCAGAGAACAUGGCUGGAAUCGGCAAGCCCAGCAAAGCUUCCGAAGCAAUAAUGGCCUUGGACCCUGUGGAUCCCCCAGGUCAGCCUAUCCCUGUUUUUAUUUCCAAAAAUGUCAUCACCAUCAAGUGGUCAAAGCCCAACUAUGACGGCGGAUUCAAAAUUACUGGCUACACAGUGGAGAAGAGAGAACUCCCCGCCGGUCGCUGGGUCAGAGCAAACUUCACGAACAUCAUUGAGACAGCAUUCACCGUCAGUGGAUUGACACAAGAUGCAUCUUAUGAGUUCCGUGUCAUGGCCAGAAACUCAGCGGGAGCUGUGAGUGCACCGUCUGAGCCCUCGGACCCUAUUACAUGCAAGGACAGCAUCGUUGAGCCACGCAUCAUGGUGGACGCCAUCUUUAAGGAUGUGCUUCUGCUGAAGGCAGGAGAGUCCUUCAAGCUUGAAGCAGACAUUGCAGGCCAACCAACCCCAUCCAUGGUUUGGACCAAGAAUGAGAAAGAGGUUGAGAACACACUGAAACUGGACGUGAAGUUCAAUGAACUGACAACUAUACUGAGCAACAAAGAUUCCGUCAGAUUGGACGGAGGCGAAUUUGUUCUGACUGCCACAAAUGUAGGUGGAUUUUGCAAGCACAUCUUUAGAGUGAAAGUACUGGACAGACCCGGCCCACCAGUCGGACCUCUUCGGUUAUCAAAUGUCACGGCUGACAAUUGCUUCCUAACGUGGGCCCCGCCUCUCGAUGACGGCGGUGCAAAGAUUGAAGGAUACGUCAUUGAGAAGCGGGAAUCUAGCAGACUUGUCUGGACCAAUGUUUCUUCAGACAUCCAGGUUACGGAAUGCAAGGUGACAAAGCUUCUAAAAGGAAACGAGUACAUCUUCAGAGUUAUGGCGGUGAACAAAUACGGCAACGGCGAACCUCUCGAUUCUGAGCCCAUUAUUGCCGACAACCCAUACACGGUUCCGGAUGUGCCUCAGAAUCCCCAGGUCACCGCUGUCACCAAAGAUUCAAUGGUCAUUAUGUGGCAGGUGCCAAAGAGUGAUGGUGGGACACCAAUCACAAAUUACAUCGUUGAGAGGAAAGACCGGGCAGGCCUCCGCUGGGUCAAGUGCAACAAGAAGAAGGUCAAAGAUCUGCAAUUCAAGGCAACAGGUCUUAUUGUUGGACACGAAUAUGAAUUUAGGAUUAUUGCAGAGAAUGCUGCUGGCCUCAGUGCCCCAAGCCUCUCCAGUCCAUUCUACAAGGCCAGUGACGCAUUGUACAAACCUGGGCCUCCGUGCAACCCCAGGAUCCUGGACACGACCAGGUCAUCUGUUACUGUGGCCUGGAACAAACCAGCCUAUGAUGGUGGCUCUGACAUCACCGGUUACAUUGUUGAAGACUGCAUCACAUCUGACAAGGAGGAGGAAGAGGAGGAGUGGACAAUUGUGACACCCAAGGAAGGACUACUUGCAACCUCCUUCACCAUUGUCAACCUAACUGAGGGUCGGGAGUAUAAAAUCAAAAUCUCUGCUGUAAAUGGGGAGGGAAUUGGGGAACCUACAUUCCUACCUGGCAACGCCAAGGCUGAGGACAGACUCCUGCCCCCAGACCUCGAUUUGGACGCAGAACUUUGCAAGGUGGUCACCCUCCGAGCUUGCUGCACACUUAGACUGUUUGUUCCGAUCAGAGGCAGACCCCCUCCCCAGGCUAAUUGGACCAAAGAGGAUGGCCAACGCAUCGAGAGAGCCACUAUUGACACCACGGUGUCCUACACAUCCCUUGUCAUUGGAAAUGUCAAUAGAUUUGACACUGGAAAGUAUCACCUCACAGUUGAGAACAGCUGCGGUUCCAAGACAGUCACGGUCCAGGUCAGGGUGCUCGACACGCCAAGUGCGCCACAGAAUCUAAAGAUUGACGCUGUAACGAAACAGUCUGUCACUCUCACUUGGGAUCCGCCAUCAAACGAUGGUGGAGCUAAGGUUAAGAACUACAUUGUUGAAAAGCGCGAGUCCACAAGAAAGGCUUACGCCACGGUCAGCACCAUGUGCCAUCACGCCACCUUUACUGUCGAGCCGCUCCUCGAAGGAUGCAACUAUUACUUCAGAGUUUUGGCAGAGAACGAAUAUGGCAUCGGCCUGCCAGUUGAGACUGGCGAGUCCGUUAAAGUGUCUGAGAAGCCCCAACCCCCUGGUAAAAUCAGUCUGAAAGAUGUUACUAAGAAUAGUGUCACACUGUCGUGGGAAAAGCCAGAGCACGACGGCGGAAGCAGAGUCGGGUGCUAUGUUGUAGAGGUCCAACCCAAAGGCGUAGAUAAAUGGACACAGGCGGUGAUUGUGAAAGAAACGGAAGCUUGCGUCGGCGGCCUCAUUGCAGGUGAAGAAUACAUGUUCCGUGUGGCCGCGAGAAACGAGAAAGGAACAAGUGACCCUCGUCAAAUUGGCGUCCCUGUCAUUGUGAAAGAUCUCGUCAUUUCACCCGUCGUCAAAAUGUUGUUCAACACGUUCAGCGUGUUGGCAGGUGAGGAUCUGACAGUCGAGGUUCCGUACGUCGCCCGUCCCAAAGCGGCCGUCUCCUGGCUCAAAGACGGCCAGCCUCUUAAGAGAACAACCAGAGUCAACUUUGGUGCAACAGAAGCAAUGUUAAACCUAAGCAUAAAAGAGGCUUCCAAAGAUGACUUUGGACAUUAUCACGUUACCGUUGGCAACACAGCGGGGGAGGCAACGGCAGACAUCGGCAUUGUCGUACUGGACAAACCUGGUCAGCCCGGUGGUCCAGUUAAGGUUGAGGAGGUCACCUCUGACAGUGUGACUCUUUGCUGGAACCCGCCAGAGUAUGACGGCGGUUGCACAAUCAAAAAUUACAUUGUGGAAAAGAGAGACACGUCCACAACUAACUGGACGAUGGUGUCACCAAAGCUCGCAAGGACCAAAGUUAAAGCAGCCCGACUGAAAACUGGCGCCGAAUAUCAAUUUAGAAUCACAGCGGAAAACCGAUACGGGAAAGGUCCGGCGCUCUUGUCAGAGUCUCUUGUCGCCCAAUAUCCGUACAAGCUCCCAGGACCACCGGCGACACCCUCCAUUGCAAUGUGCACAAAGGACAGCAUGACUGUGACAUGGAAUGAGCCUGUAAAUGACGGAGGUAGCGCUAUCUUGGGCUACCAUCUGGAGCGCAAGGAAAGGACCAGCAUCCUCUGGGUCAAACUGAACAAGUCACUUAUUACAGACCAGUCGUUCAAGACCACAGGCUUGGAACCAGGAAUGGAAUACGAGUACAGAGUUUAUGCUGAAAACAUUGUGGGCAUUGGCAAAGUCAGCAAAGUGUCAGAAGGUCACGUCGCCAGAGAUCCUUGUGACCCUCCAGGUACACCUGAGGCAACCAGGAUUACCAGGGAUUCGGUUCACAUCACAUGGACCAAGCCAGCGUAUGACGGCGGCGCCAAGAUCACAGGCUACACGGUGGAAAAAAAAGAGCUUCCCGAAGGCCGCUGGUCGAAGGCAAACUUCACGAAUGUCAUCGAGACGGAAUAUGUUGCAACUGGACUGGUGCAGGAUAACCAGUAUGAGUUCCGCGUUAUUGCAAGAAAUGCAUCUGGUGUUUUCAGUCUCCCCUCUUACAGCACUGGGCCCAUCACUGCAAGGGAUGAGAUUGAGCCCCCUCGUAUCAGCAUUGAUCUCGAGUACGCGCAGACGAUCGCGGUCAAAGCAGGAGACCAUUUUAAGAUUGACGCAGACGUCCACGGCAAACCAGCGCCCUCUAUCACUUGGCUGAAAGGAGAGCAGGAAAUUGGAAGCACAAUACACAGAGAGGUUAAGAACACAGCAACCCACGCCUGUGUCACUGUCAAGGAAGCAAAACUCUCCGACGGAGGUGCCUAUACUCUGCUGUUGAAAAAUCCAGGAGGUGAAAAGUCUGUACAGGUGAAUGUGGUCAUUUUGGAUAAACCUGGAGAACCACAGGGACCUCUUACUGUAACAGAUAUAACAAAAGACCAAUGUUGUCUUUCAUGGAAAGCACCAAUACAAGACGGCGGUAGCAAAAUAUCGCACUACGUCGUCGAGAGGAGAGAAACAAGUAGACUCGUCUGGACUGUCGUGGAUCCAAAAGUGCCGAACACCUGCCACAAGGUUACAAAACUUCUGGAAGGGAAUGAAUACAUCUUCAGAGUCCAUGCUGUAAACGAGUAUGGUAGUGGUGUUCCGCUUGUAUCUGAGCCGGUGAUGAUUGCAGAUCCUUACACAGUCCCUGGUUCACCCAAAGGCUUAGAGGUUGCAGAAGUGAAAAAGGAUUCAAUGGUGCUCACAUGGGAGGCUCCCAGUGAGAAUGGAGGCAGUCCUAUCACCACAUAUAUCAUUGAAAAGCAUGAUAAAGAAGGUGUACGGUGGACUCGAUGCAACAGGCAAGCUGUGUUGGAUUUGACAUUCAAGGCCACGGGUCUUCUGGAAAGCCACAGUUAUGAAUUCAGGGUUGCAGCAGAGAAUUCUGUGGGCAUCGGUGAACCUACGUCGCCAACGGUAUUCUACAAAGCCCUCGAUCCGGUCUUCAGGCCUGGCCCGCCACAGAACCCCAGAGUUACAGACACAACGAGAUCAUCGAUAUUCCUGUCGUGGAACAAACCUAUCUGUGACGGUGGCUCGGAGAUACAGGGAUACAUCAUUGAGUACUGCAUUGCCACAGAGCGAGUCGCAGGUGGUGAGGCUCAGACUGAAGCCCCAGCUGCAGAGGUGCCUGCGGAAGUUUGGAUCAUGUGCACGCCGCCAACAGGUGUCAAGAAGACCAAAUUUGAGGUUGUAAACCUGAAAGAAAAUCAGGCUUAUAAAUUUAGAGUGUGUGCGAGCAACAAGGUCGGGGUUGGCGAACAUGCCGACUUUGCCGGGAUGGUCGUUGCCCAGGACAGAGCAGAUGAACCGGACCUUGACAUCGACCCGGAACUGAGAAAGAUUGUGACAAUUAAGGCGGGACUUUCCCUUCGACUCUUUAUUCCAAUCAAGGGAAGACCCACGCCCAGUAUCAAGUGGGACAAAGAUGAUGCUCCACUCAAGGAGAAGGCUCAAGUUGAAGUCACCAGCAGUUACACAGCCCUUGUAAUUGACCAGAUGAGCAGAGCUGAUAGCGGGAAAUACACGAUCACUGCAGAGAAUUCCAGUGGAACCAAAUCUGCAUUUGUCGUCGUCCGGGUUCUUGAUACACCGAGCGCCCCUAUUAAUCUGACAGUGAAAGAAAUUACAAACCAAGCCGUGACACUUGCCUGGGAAGUACCUCUUUUAGACGGUGGUUCCAAAAUCAAAAACUAUAUUGUGGAAAAAAGGGAGAGCACCCGCAAAACGUAUGCUGCCGUGGUCACAAAUUGCCAUGCUCUUUCGUGGAAGAUUGAGCCACUCCAGGAGGGUUGCAGUUAUUACUUUAGAGUCCUUGCUGAGAAUGCACACGGUAUCGGUCUGCCUGCAGUAACGGUCGAUCCGCUUAAGGUCUCAGAGGUGCCACAGGCUCCCAGGAGCUUGACUGUUACCGAUCAAACAAAUACAAGCAUCUCUUUAGCCUGGGAACAUCCGGAAUACGAUGGCGGCAGCAGAGUCAUCCAGUACUUGCUCGAGGUACAGCUUAAGGGACAGGAGAAGUGGUCUCGUGUCAACACGUACAAAACAAUGGAGACGACUGUUUCCAAUCUCAACCCAGGGGAGGAAUAUCUGUUCCGAGUUACAGCAAUAAAUGACAAGGGCAAAAGUGACCCCAGAGUCCUCUCUAGCCACGUCAUGACAAAGAACUUGACGUUUGAGCCCGAUGUGCGCCCUACUUUUAGCAGCUACAGCGUCCAUGUCGGUAAAGACCUAAAGGUUGAAGUGCCAAUCUUUGGACGCCCAAAACCAACAAUAGCGUGGACCAAAGAUGGAGCGCCUUUGAACUUCACUAGCAGAGUGAACAUUCACAGCACUCAGACUCAAACAAUUCUGAGCAUUAAGGAGGCGGCAGGUGACGAUGGUGGCAUGUACAGCGUUCAUGCCGCUAACUCUGCCGGAAAGAAAGAAGCCACCAUUGAAGUCCUAGUACUUGACAAGCCUGGGCCCCCAACUGGCCCAGUGAGAUUUGAUGAGAUUACAACACAGAGCGUGACUAUAUCAUGGGAUCCACCAAAACACAAUGGUGGUUGUCAGAUUUCAAACUACAUUGUGCAGAAGAGAGAGACCAUAACAACAACUUGGGAAAAUGUCAACAAUAACUGUGCCAGAACCACAAUCAAAGUGCCAAGACUGAAGACUGGAGCCGAGUACCAGUUCAGAAUCAUUGCUCAGAAUCGGUACGGAAAGAGUCACGGCCUCGAUUCCUCUGCUGUUGUUGCUCAGUACCCGUACAGAGAACCGGGCCCACCGGGCACGCCGUUCAUCUCUUCGCUCUCAAGAGAUCACCAGAUUGUGGAGUGGCACGAGCCCAUCUCGGACGGAGGCAGUCCGGUCCUCGGCUAUCAUCUUGAAAGAAAAGAGAGGAAUAGUAUUCUGUGGGUCAAAAUCAACAAGACACUCAUUUGUGAGACUUAUUACAAGAGCUAUCCCUUAGAGGAAGGCAUUGAGUACGAAUACCGGGUGUACGCUGAAAAUAUUGUAGGCACGGGACGGUGCAGUAAGGUUUCAGAGGGUUGCGUGGCCAGAGAUCCAUGUGAUCCUCCUGGUACGCCAGAAGCUAUCCAUGUGACCAAAGAUGCCAUUGUUAUCCAGUGGACCAAACCAGAAUACGACGGUGGCAGUAAUAUAACCGGCUACCUCGUGGAAAGGCGUGAUUUGCCAGAAGGCCGUUGGGUGAGGGCAAACUUCACUAAUGUGAUUGAGACCCAGUUCACUGCCACUGGCCUCACAGAAAAUUCCCAGUACGAGUUUAGAGUCAUAGCCAAAAAUGCCGUCGGCACCGUCAGCAAGCCAUCGUACAGCAGCGGACCAGUCACCGCCAGCGACAGGAUCGAGGCGCCUAAGUUCUCUGUUGACCCUGCGUUCACCAAGACCAUUGUCAUUAAUGCUGGGGAGACAUUCAAACUGGACGCAGAUGUUCGUGGCAAACCACUGCCAGCAAUGCAGUGGUUCAAGGAUGAUGUUUCAAUUGAGAAUACACUCAGAAUUGCCUUGAAAAACACAGAAACUCACGCAAUGGUAGUCAUUAAAGAUUCUGUGAGAACAGACGGCGGAAUGUACACGCUACGGCUAGCAAACGAAGCGGGCACUGAAACCGUGCCGUUCAGAGUGUUGGUCUUGGACAGACCGAGCCCCUGCGAGGGACCCCUUCACGUCGCCGGGGUAGCUGAGGAUAGAUGCUCAUUAGUGUGGCACGCUCCUUUACACGAUGGCGGAAGCCCCAUCACGCAUUACAUCAUUGAAAGAAGAGAGACGAGCCGUCUCGCUUGGACUGUUGUUUCUUCCAGCUGCACUAGCACAUGUUACAAAGUCACCAACUUGUUGGAAGGCAGUGAGUACAUGUUCCGUGUUAUGGCGGUCAACAGUUACGGCACUAGCAGCCCACUGGAAUCUGGCGCGGCCAUCAUGAAGAUUCCUUUUGUUCUUCCUGGUCCACCUCACAUUGAGGAUGUGACCAACAUUACUCAUGAUGGAAUGAGUGUUACUUGGACUGCCCCGGAGUCUGACGGUGGCAGUGAAAUUUUAAGUUACGUUGUUGAAAAGAAGGAUCGAGCGGGAGUUAAAUGGACCAGAUGCAACAGACAGAAAAUCACCGACCUUUCCUUCAGAGUCACUGGGCUAACCACCGGCCACGAGUACGAGUUCAGAGUGGCUGCUGAGAAUGUUGUCGGCUUGGGAGAGCCCAGUCUACCCAGCUCUUACUACAAGGCAUGCGACCCCAAGUACAAACCCGGGUCCCCUGCAUAUGUCAACGUCGUCGAUUCGACACAGAGCUCAAUCGCUGUGUCGUGGGGCAAGCCGCUGUCUGACGGCGGUAGCGCCAUUCAAGGAUAUAUUGUUGAAGUCUGCAAGGCUGAGGAAGAAGAAUGGACCAUGGUUACUCCCCCCACUGGCUUGCGUGUCAGCAAAUAUGAGAUCCACAAACUGACAGAGGGUCAGGAGUAUAAGAUCCAGGUGUGCGCUCUGAACAAACUCGGAGUCGGCGAGCCAGCCGUUCUCUCGGGAACCGCGAAACCAGAAGAAAGGCAUGAACCCCCACAGAUCCACUUGGAUUCUGAAUUGAGGAAGGGCAUAUCCGUGAAGGCCGGUGGAUCGGUUAGGAUCCAUGUCCCAUUCAAGGGCAGGCCGACACCUGAGAUUAAGUGGCUGAAGGGUGACGCAAACCUGAGUGAAAAGGCAUUGGUCGAAAAGAGUCUGACCUUCACACAACUGUCCAUUGACUCGUGUGACAAAUGGGAUUCAGGAAAAUACACUCUAACCCUGACUAACAGCAGUGGGUCUGUGUCAGAGUUUGUUACCCUUAAAGUCCUUGAUACGCCAGGAGCUCCGCAAAAUCUUGUAGUGAAAGAUGUUAAGAAGGACUCAGUCACUCUUGUUUGGGAUGCGCCACUAAUCGAUGGAGGUUCUAAAAUCAAGCACUAUGUCAUUGACAAACGUGAAUCCACCAGGAAGGCUUAUGCAAACGUCUCAAGCAAAUGUACAAAGACAACAUUCAAGGUUGAGAACUUGAUAGAGGGUGCUAUGUACUACUUCAGAGUCAUGGCUGAGAAUGAAUAUGGCGUCGGCCAGGCAAACGAAACAAAGACGGCUUCAAAGGCGUCCGAGGUACCGCUUCCUGUCGGGAACAUCUCCCUCGUCGACGUCACCAAAGCCAGUGUGUCAUUGGCCUGGGAAAAACCUGAGCAUGACGGAGGUAGCAGGAUUGGUGGCUACCUUAUUGAGAUGCAGCCCAAGGGUACGGAGAAGUGGGGUGUUGCCACGAACACAAAGACAUGCGAAGGCACGGUCACAGGCCUCACAAACGGAAUGGAAUAUCUGUUCCGUAUCAUUGCUUACAACGAGAAGGGAAAGAGUGAGCCAAAGGCACUCGUGACACCCGUUGUUGCUAGUGACAUGACCUUGGAGCCAAGCAUUAAGAUGCAGUUCAACACUUAUAGUGUGUUGGCAGGAAAAGACCUGAGCCUGACUUUUCCUAUACUUGGCAGGCCCAAACCCAAGGUCACCUGGACAAAGGAUGGUCAACUGCUGAAGGUGACCUCCAGAGUCAAUGUGGUGAACACGCUCAAAGCAACCGGGAUCCAGAUUUCUGAAGCGUGCAAAGAGGACUUUGGAAAGUACUCCAUCACAGCCAACAACGCCGCCGGCACAUUUAUCGCUCACAUGGAUGUCAUUAUUCUCGAUAAGCCAGGUCCACCGACUGGUCCACUUAAAGUUGUCGAGGUGAGUAACACUUUUGUCCACCUCUCGUGGGAUCCCCCAGAGUACAAGGGCGGAUGCCAGGUGAAACAUUAUAUCGUAGAAAAGCGAGAAACCACCGGCAAUACGUGGCAGUCGGUCACAUUGCAGCUAGCUAGGACAGCUUUCAAAGUGACCAAGCUGAAGACGGGCGUGGAAUACCAGUUCAGGGUCAUUGCAGAAAACCGAUAUGGGAAAGGCCCUCCUUUAGACUCCAAGGCUAUUGUUGUCCAAUACCCAUAUAAGCCACCAGGCCCUCCUGGGACACCGUAUGUUAAAUCUGCAACCAAGGAGAUGAUGGUCAUUGAAUGGAAUGAGCCAGUCAAUGACGGUGGAACCGCUGUUAUUGGUUACCAUCUUGAGAGCAAAGAGAGAAGCAGUAUCCUAUGGAACAAGUUGAACAAGACACUCAUCACCAAUACUCAAUUCAAGAUCUGUAAUCUCGAAGAAGGAAUUGGAUACGAGUUCAGGGUUUAUGCUGAAAAUAUUGUUGGCAUUGGCAGGUGCAGUAAAGCCUCAGAGUCAUUUGUCGCACGUGAUCCAUGCGACCCCCCUGGCACUCCAGAGGCUGUCGUCAUUUCUAGAAACUUGAUUAAGAUUAGUUGGACAAAGCCUCAGUAUGACGGCGGCAGCAAAGUCAAUGGCUACAUUGUAGAAAAGAAAGACCUUGCCUCACCCGAUAGGCGUUGGGUCAGAGAGAACUUUACAAAUAUCACGGAGACGGAAUAUAACAUCAGCGGUCUGACGGAGAAUGAGCAAUAUGAAUUCAGGGUUAUCGCCAGAAAUGCAGCCGGCGUCUUCAGCGAGCCCUCCGACAGCUCUGGACCUAUAACUGCUACGGAUGAAAUUGAACCACCAAGGGCCUCAAUGGACCCCAAAUACAAAGACGUCGUCGUGGUCAACGCUGGAGAACAUUUAACUCUCGAUGCCGACAUCCACGGAAAACCAGUUCCUGACGUGCUCUGGUUCAAGGAAGGCAAGGAAAUGGACAGAGCUCUGCGCAUUGAAGUGAAGAGCACUCCCAAAUGCACUGCCCUGACGGUUAAGGACGUGAACAAAUUGGACAGCGGGCACUAUGAACUUGUGCUCAAAAACCUGGGUGGUACAAAAACCUUCCCAGUCACAGUCAAAGUCCUUGACAAACCAGGAAAACCCACAGGACCCUUGAAGGUCACAGGAAUCAUGGCUAACAGAUGUACCCUUGCCUGGUCCGAGCCAUCCCUGGACGGAGGUGCCAAUAUCACUCACUAUAUUGUGGAGAAGCGGGAGACCAGCAGUUUAUCAUGGACGGUGGCUGCCGCCAAUGUCUGCAGUCUGUAUUGCGAAUUAACAAACCUGCUCGCCGGGAAUGAAUACAUUUUACGAGUCAGGGCUGUCAACAAAUACGGCGUCGGCGAUUGUCUCGAGAGUGAGCCCAUCGUUGCCCGCAAUCCAUACAAACCCCCUGGUGCUCCUGGAACACCGGAGGCAAGUCGGAUCACUAAGGAUUCAAUGGUUCUGUCAUGGUCAGCCCCAGAGCAGACUGGCGGGGCAGAUAUCGCAGGCUACCACCUAGAAAAACGUGACAAAGACAGUGUCCGCUGGACAAAGUGCAACCGACAAAAACUGACAGACGCUCACUUCCAAGUGACGGGACUGAUGGCCGACCACUUUUAUGAGUUCCGCGUCGCAGCCGAGAAUGAGGCAGGAAUCGGAGACCUCAGUGAACUGUCGCUACUUUACAGAGCCUGUGAUGCCACAAAGCCCCCAGGACCCCCGCACCACCCCAAGGUGACAGACUACACAAAGUCCUCUGUCUCACUCUCCUGGGGCAAGCCCGACUUUGACGGCGGCGCCUAUAUCAAGGGCUACGUCGUUGAAAUGCGAGAGUAUACGCCAGUACCAAAAUCGACAGAGGAGGUAGAAGUCGCCCCGACAGUAGACAGACCGGUUGAAAAAGAGUGGGCCACGUGUACGCCACCCUCUGGUAUUCAGGCUACUCAACUUACUGUCACGGACUUAAAGGAAUUGGAAGAAUAUCAGUUCCGUGUCUGCGCCAUCAACUCCGAGGGUGUGGGUGAGGCCGCUUACGUCCAUGGCACGGUGGUUGCUGUGGACAGGGAGGAAGCACCGGAGAUUGAGCUUGAUGCUGAUCUCAGAAAGGUGGUAUCUGUGCGUGCUGGUGGUACCUUGCGUUUGUUUGUCACCAUCAGAGGUAGGCCAGAUCCCACUGUAAAAUGGGAAAAAAUGGAUGGUGCUCUCAUAGACCGCGCUGUCAUCGACACCACCAGCUCAUACACUAUGGUUGUCAUUGACAAUGUUAACCGCUGGGACAGUGGCAAAUACUCACUCACCUUGGAGAACAGCAGCGGUUCAAAGUGUGCCGUUGUCUCCGUGCGGAUUUUGGAUACACCGAGUGCACCGCAGAACCUCAGUGUGAAGGAUCUCAAAAAGGAUUCAGCGACGCUCGUCUGGGAUACGCCGCUCACUGACGGUGGGUCUAAAAUCACCAACUACAUCGUUGAGAAGAGGGAGUCUGUCCGUAAGGCCUACACGACUGUUACCAGCAACUGCACGGCAAACACUUUUAAGAUUGAAGAGUUGCCCGAGGGUGGCAUUUUCUACUUCAGGGUUUGUGCUGUUAAUAAAUACGGCCAAGGGCUGACGGUUGAAAGCAGAGAAACUAAAGUUUCAGAGGUACCCAUGCCGCCAAACAAUGUAACCGUUGUCGAUGUGACCAAAACCAGCGUUUUGCUCUUGUGGGGCAAACCUGCACACGAUGGCGGCAGUAAAGUCAUCUGCUACAAUGUGGAGUUCAAGCCCAAGAGUGGUGGAAAAUGGGGUACAGCUUGCACAGUCAAGGUGACAGAGGCUACCGUUCCUAAUCUGACUCCCAACGAAACCUACCUCUUCAGAGUCGUCGCAAUCAACGAGAAAGGAAAGAGUGAGCCCAAGGAGCUCGGUUUGCCUGUGCACGCAAAGGACAUGGCCAUCGAGCCCUCUGCCAACCUACUAUUCACAACAUACAGCGUGAAGGCCGGAGAUGACCUGGCUGUUGAGGUUCCAGUGAGAGGCAGACCUAAGCCCGUUGUCUCGUGGAAGAGGGACGGUCUUCCCGUGAAGCAAACUUCUCUGGUUACAAUUUUAAACAUGGAGACCUCGUCCAAGAUGCUCAUUAAGCAGGCUGCCAGGGAGCAUGUUGGAAAGUAUGAGAUCACCCUGGCCAACACCGCAGGAACAGUAACAUCACAGCUAAGCGUAGUUGUCCUGGAUAAACCCAGUCCGCCGACAAGCUUUAAGGUUGACGCCGUGACGUCUGACAGCAUCACGCUUUCCUGGUCUCCACCAGGUUACGAUGGCGGCUGCUCCAUAAGUAACUAUAUCGUUGAGAAGAGAGAUACCAACACACAAGAGUGGCAAAUGGCCGCGAGCAAUGUGGCCAGAACGGUCUACAGAGCCAGCCGCCUGACGCACGGGGCAGAAUACCAAUUUCGCAUCUACGCAGUCAAUCGUUAUGGAAAGAGCACACAUUUAGAUUCUCCUGCAAUUACAGCUCAGUACAAUUUUAAGCAACCCGGACCACCUUCCACACCAGCAGUUAAGCUCGCCACAAAGUCUUACAUGGUGGUGACCUGGAACGAGCCUGUCAAUGACGGGGGCAGUCCUGUUGUUGGCUAUCACCUUGAGCGGAAAGAGCGCGACAGCAUUCUCUGGAGCAAGAUGAACAGAGGAAUGAUCAAGGAUUCUGAGUACAAAGUCACUGGAAUAGAAGAGGGUAUCAUGUAUGAAUAUCGUGUCUAUGCUGAAAAUAUUGCUGGGAUCGGUAAAUGCAGCAAGGUCUCUGAGGCUGUGGCGGCGAGAGAUCCGUGUGAUCCUCCGGGAACCCCCGUUGUCACCGCUGUAAGCAGAACAUCUGUAUCCUUGAGUUGGGGCAAACCAGAGUAUGACGGCGGCACCAAGAUCUCUGGCUAUAUCGUUGAACGUCGAGAUCUUCCGGAAGGUCGCUGGACAAGGUGCAAUUUCACCAACGUGCCCGAGACUCGCUACCACGUGACGGGCCUUACGGAGGACAGCCAAUACGAUUUCCGUGUCAUUGCUAAGAACUCGGCAGGAUUGUUCAGCGGACCCUCUGACAACACUGGCCCGAUCGCCGUCAAGGAUGAUGUGGAGCUUCCACGAAUCAUGAUGGAUGUCAAAUACAGAGAAACUGUAUUUGUGAAAGCAGGAGAAACUUUAAAGGUUCACGCUGACAUCGCAGGCCGCCCUUCCCCCGUCGUCGCCUGGUCCAAAGACGGCAGCGAGAUUGUGCCGAGCGCGAGAAUCCAAGUUGUUUCGACAGAUACCGCUACUUCGGUGAUUGUGAAAGACUGCAUCAGAAGAGAUUCCGGUCAAUACUUACUCACGCUACGGAACAUUGCCGGGACAGUUAGCAUGCCAAUACAUUGUGUCAUUAUCGAUAAGUCAGGGCCCCCCGCAGGACCUCUGCAGAUUACAGGUCUCACGUCUGAGGAAUGCACUCUGUCGUGGGGUCCACCUCAGGAGCCCGGUGGUGCUGAGAUCACACACUAUGCUGUUGAGAAGCGCGAGACCAGCCGCCUGGCCUGGACUCUAGUGAAGGCUGACGUCACCAAAACCUACUUGACCGUCAGGGGACUGCUGAAGGGAAAUGAAUAUAUCUUCAGGGUUUUGGCCAUCAACAAGCACGGAAACGGUGAGGCUUUGGAGAGCGAGGCUGUCAAGAUCACCGACCCGUACACGUUUGCCACAGCUCCUCUUAACGUCGAUGCCACUGACAUUACUGGAGAGUCAAUGACCGUCACGUGGUGCAAACCGACGAGCGACGGAGGCAGUCCAAUCACUGGCUACGUGAUUGAGCGCCGGGAGAAGACCGGCAUGCGCUGGAUUCGUGUCAAUAGAGAUUCAGUCGCUGAAUGUAGCACCGUGGCAAACAACCUGCGUAAGGGUUGCGAGUAUGACUUCAGGGUCUAUGCUGAAAAUGCGGCCGGUCUGAGCCCUCCGAGUGAAGCCUCUGCUUCAUUUAGAGCAGUCGAUCCUCAGGCCGUUCCAAGUCCUCCGUCCAAGCCAAAGAUCGUGAAUUCAACAAAGGACAGCGUGUCCGUUGUUUGGAAAGCACCUACCAACAAUGGAGGUGCUCCUAUCCUUGGAUACGCCGUCGAAUACAGGGAGUACAUCCACAAACCAGUGACGGCGGUGGCGGAGGUUGAAGGGGAAUAUGAAGAAGAGGAAGAGGAGGAACCCGAGUCACCAGAACCGCAGAGAUGGGUUGAGGCCAUUGCUCUCACCAAGAGCUUGGAGUUCACAGUUCCUGGACUAAAAUCUGACAUGGUAUAUGAAUUCCGCGUCAAAGCAAUCAACAAAGUUGGAAGCAGUAGGCGCAGCCGCUGCUCCGAUGCGGCUGCAGCAGUGGAAAGAACUGCAGAGCCAGCAUUCGAUGUGGAUGUUGAGAUGCGCAAAGUCCUUGUGGUUCAGCACGGAACGGCAUUUACCCUCAAUGUUCCAUUCAAGGGUAAACCUGUUCCUUCGGUGGAAUGGACCAAGGAGGGCACCGACCUAAAGGUGAGAGGAACGAUUGAUUCAACAAACUCCAGCACUUCACUGACCAUCGAAAAGCCAACAAGAAAUGACUCUGGAGAAUACUGUGUCAGCAUUGAGUCGCCAUUAGGAAAAUCAACAUUACUGUUAGUUGUCAAGGUUCUUGAUUCUCCUGGACCCCCAGUCAAUGUCAAGGUUUCAGCAGUGACCAGGGACUCGGCCACCCUCACGUGGGAAGCCCCUGAGAAUGACGGUGGCGACGCAGUGAAGGCCUACCACGUUGAAAAGCGAGAGGCGAGUAAAAAGGCCUGGGUUUCCGUCACCACUAACUGCCACGCAUUGACGUAUAAAGUGGACCAGCUUCUGGAAGGAGCCACUUAUUACUUUAGAGUUAUUGGAGAGAAUGAACAUGGAUUGGGAGUACCGCAGGAGGCAAAAGCCGGCACAAAGAUUACAGAGGUGCCGAGUGUUCCCAUGAAACUCGGAGUUGCAAAUGUCACUAAAGACAGCGUGACAAUCGCCUGGACUCGUCCCGAGUAUGACGGUGGUAGCAGAGUGAAGGCUUACCUCAUUGACGCUCUGGAGAAGGGGCAAACCAAAUGGGUCAAGUGUGCAUCAGUGAGGACCAUGAGCCACACUAUAAAAAGCCUAAGAGAAGGUGCAGAGUACUACUUCAGAGUGAGAGCUGAGAACCACGCUGGACUAAGUGAACCAAAGGAGAUGAUCGUACCGGUUAUCGUCAAAGAAAUUCAAGAGGCUCCAGAGUUUGAUUUGAAAAACUACCCCAAGAAUACAGUUUACGUCAGAGCUGGUUCCGACCUUACCUUCGACGUUCCACUUUUUGGCAAGCCGAUGCCGAAAGUGACUCUGUCCAAGAACAAUGUUGUCAUCAAGGGAUCCAAAAGACUGUCGACCGAAGUCACGCCUGACAACUUAACGAUUACCCUGAAUGAAAGCGCAGCAAGCGACGCUGGGAAAUACGAAGUAACCGCCUCAAACCCCGGCGGUGCCGCCAAGAUCUUCAUGAACUUUGUUGUGCUGGAUAGACCUGGACCCCCGGUCGGACCUGUGGUGAUUGGAGCGGUUGGAGAGACUACAGUGUACUUGAAAUGGGAUCCUCCAGAGUAUGACGGUGGCAGCCCUGUUACCAAUUACGUCGUCCUGAAACGGCAAACUAGCACUCCUACCUGGACAGAGGCGUCAACCAACGUUGCAAGAAGUGAAAUCAAAGUGAUGAAACUGACCAAGGGGGAGGAGUAUCAUUUCAGAAUUAAGGCUCAGAACCGCUACGGUGUCAGCGACCACAUUGACAGCAAGUCAGUUAUGAUCAAGCUUCCAUUCACCGUCCCUGGACCUCCAUCCACGCCUUGGGUUAGUUUUGUGUGUAGGGAUAACUUGACUGUCUGCUGGAAUGAACCGGUGAGCGACGGCGGGAAUCCCGUGACCGGGUAUCAUCUUCAGAUGAAGGAAAGGAGCAGUAUCCUCUGGCAAAAGAUCAAUAAAACAGCAAUACCAGGAAACCAGUUUCGGGUCACCAACAUCUGCCCGGGUCUCAUCUACGAGUUCAAGGUGGCAGCUGAAAAUGCCGCUGGCAUUGGAAAGAUGAGCAAGACGUCUGAUGAGGUGCUGGCGAUUGAUGCGUGUGAGCCUCCUGCAAAUGUCCACGUCACCGAAGUCACAAAGAACUCAGUCAGCCUGUCCUGGCAGCGGCCCCCAUAUGAUGGCGGCAGUAAGAUCGCCGGCUAUAGUGUGGAGAGGAGGGACGCCGCCAGUGGCAGAUGGGUGAAGGCUAACUUCACAAAUAUCCUUGAGAUGGGCUUCACGGUGUCUGGGCUGAACCAGGACGAGUCUUACGAGUUCAGGGUGUAUGCAAAGAAUGUUGUCGGCUCUGUCAGUAACCCUUCUCUUAUUGCUGGCCCGGUCACUUGUAUCGACGCGCACGGUGCUCCGGCCAUUGAUCUUCCUCCAGAGUAUUUGGAUGUGGUUCAGUACAAAGCCGGAACGUCAGUUAAAAUCAGAGUAGGAAUCCUUGCCAAACCUCAGCCAAGCAUCGAGUGGCUCAAAAACGGAAAGGAGCUUGUCGCUUCUUCUUCCUCGUGUGUGGAAAACACAACCGAGUCGUCAGCCAUCCUGAUCAAGGAUGCGACCCGCCGACACACUGGCUCGUAUGAGAUAAAGAUCAAAAACGCGUUUGGCUCAGCGACGGCUACGGUUGCGGUCGAAAUCCUCGACAAACCCGGACCGCCGGCCGGCAGCAUUAAUUUUAACCUCAUCACAGCGGACAGAAUCAUCCUCCGCUGGGAGCCUGUGUGUGAGGCCGACAACGGAGGUUCCGAGGUGACGCACUACAUCGUGGAGAGGCGUGAAACCAGCAGAGUGGUCUGGUCGACAGUCUCUGAGCGGCACGAGCAGACGUACAUCUCCGUCGGCAAACUGGUGCGAGGAAACGAAUACGUGUUCCGGGUCAUGGCUGUUAACAAGUUUGGCGUGGGAGAGCCACUCGAGUCAGAGGCCGUUGUUGCAAAGAACGCCUUUGUCACUCCGGGACAGCCACAUACGCCUGAGGUGAACAUCAUCACCAAGACUUCUAUGGUGGUCGAAUGGGAAAGUCCAGGUGUGGACGGCGGAAGCACAGUUACUGGCUACUACUUGGAGAGACGUGACAGGAAGAGUUUGCGCUGGAUCCGAGUUUACAAAGACCCCGUUCCAGACCAUAAGCAGACUGUCUACCAUCUCACCGAAGGAAAUGAGUACCAGUAUCGCGUCUGUGCCAUUAACAGGGCUGGAGAAGGACCCUUCUCUGACGGAUCCGACUUCUAUAAGGCUGCAGAUCCCGUUGAUGCUCCAGAUGAGCCUUGCAAGCUGAAGGUGAUGGAUUCCACAAAGACCUCCAUCACUUUGGGCUGGUCCAAGCCAGAAUGGGAUGGAGGCAGUGAGGUGACCUGCUACAUGGUGGAGAAGCUGGUGGAGGGAGAGGAGAAUUGGACCAUGGUUACUUCAAAGGGAGAGGUCAAGAUGACGGAAUAUACUGUACACGACUUACAGCCGGACGUGAACUACUUUUUCCGAGUUUCUGCUGUCAACUGCGCGGGCCGUGGGGAACCUCUGCAGAUGACUGAGCCUGUACAGGCUAAAGAUAUCUUGGAGGAAGCCCAGAUUGACUCAGAUGUGGCCGUGAGAACUCACUACAUUGUGAAGGCUGGCAAGGAUGUGGAGCUCUCUGUUCCUUUGAAGGGUCGACCAUCACCCGACGCUUCUUGGAGCAAAGGGGAUUUAUGUAUCGACAACAACCCCUCUUAUGAAUUCCACCACUCGGACACCACCGCAGUUCUCGUCAUGCGUGAUGUCACCAAGCUCGACACUGGAAAAUAUACGGUCAAGAUUGCGAAUGGCGUAGGAGAGCCCAAGACGCUAACCUUGUCCGUGAAGGUCCAGGACCGUCCAGCUCAGUGCAGGAACCUGACACUGAAAAACGUAACCCGUGGAAAAGUCACGCUUUGCUGGGAAACGCCACUCCUCGAUGGCGGUGCUGAAAUCACAAACUACAUUGUAGAGAAGAGGGACUCUUCAAAGAGAUCAUACUCUGCAGUCACAAGCAAAUGCGUCGACACCACCUACACGAUUGAAGAUCUCUCUGAAAAGACAUUGUACUUUUUCCGUGUACUCGCAGAGAAUGAGAAUGGUGUCGGUGAACCAUGUGAAACACUUGAACCCGUCAAGGCUGCAGAGACUCCCGGUCCAGUCAAAUGUGUUUCUAUGAAGGAUUCCUCCAAGACCUCAGUCACCCUGCAGUGGCUUAAGCCUGAUUACGACGGCGGCAGCAUCAUCUCCGACUACAUCGUUGAGAAGAAAGCCGCGGGCGAAGACUGGACACUUGGAGGAACGGGCCGACACUGCGAGUUUGAGGUGCAAAAACUUAAGGAGCACUCCGACGUGUUCUUCAGAGUUGCGGCCCGAAAUGAGAAGGGUCAGGGUGACUUUGUCAAGAUAGGUCCAAUCAAGGUCGUCGACUAUGUUAUCACACCCGAAGCGAGCCUCGCAGACUACCCGGAUGGAAGAAUCUGUGUUCGCUUAGGGCACAAUGUCCACAUUGAGCUGCCCUACGUAGGUAAACCCAAGCCGUCAGUCUCGUGGCUGAAGGACAACCUUCCUCUGAAGGAAAGCGAUCAAAUCCGCUUCAAGAAGACAGCGAACAAAGUGACGCUAAUGAUAAAGAGUGUGAAGAAAGAGAAUGAGGGUAAAUUCACACUUACUCUUGACAACAAAAUCAACAGAAAGUCCUUCCACAUCCACGUCAUUACCCUCGGACCCCCAUCGAAGCCCCUCGGACCCAUCCGCCUUGAUGAAGUCAGAGCGGAAAGCAUCAUGAUCUCCUGGGAUGAGCCCAAUGACGACGGCGGCGGAGACGUCAGCUGCUAUACUGUCGAGAAGCGUGACACCUCUCAGCCUGACUGGAAGAUGGCUUGUUCCAGGGUGGAGGGAACUCAGUUCCAAGUGCCCAACCUGGUCAAGGGUGUCCAAUACCAGUUCAGAGUGUGUGCUGAGAACAGGUACGGUGUCAGUGAGCCCCUGGUCUCACAGAUGGUGAUUGCCAAGCACCAAUUCAGGCCCCCAGGCCCACCAGGCAGGCCUGUUGUGUAUAACGUCACCAACGACGGCAUGACAAUCCAGUGGGAGAAGCCUCUCUAUGAUGGCGGUACACCCAUCCAGGGCUUCCAUGUGGAGAAGAGGGAAAAGAACAGCAUCAUGUGGCAGAAGGUGAACCUAGUGCUCAUCAGAGAAACCGAUUACAGGAUCCUGGGUCUCAUCGAAGGCCUCGAGUACUCGUUCAGAGUGUAUGCACAGAAUGAUGCCGGCUCCAGCCGGAUGAGUGAUGAGAGCAAGCCCGUCAUGGCCGUCAGUCCCGUCGAUCCUCCAGGCCAGCCCGACUACACUGACGUGACGAGUGACUCGAUCACGCUGAAGUGGGAUGCGCCCAAACGUGACGGCGGCAGUAAGAUCACUGGCUACAACAUUGAGAAACGACAGGGUCACGGUCGUUGGUUCAAGGCCAACUUGACUGAUGUCCACGACUGCCAGCACACUGUGACUGGUCUGACAAUGAACGAGCGCUAUGAGUUCAGGGUGAUUGCCAGAAAUGCCAUCGGUGUCGUCAGUCCCCCGUCCAACUCGUCUGGUUUGAUUGUGGUCAGAAGCGAGAAUGCUGCUCCGCACAUUGAAUUUGGCCCGGAGUAUUUUGAGGGUUUGACUGUCAAAGCGGGUGACAACAUCAGGGUGAAUGUGGCGAUCACCGGGCGGCCUGUUCCCAAAGUGAUCUGGUACAGAGACGGCGUGGAAAUCACCCAAAGGAUGAUGGAUAUUAUCACCGCUCCUGGAUACAGCACUCUUUUCAUCAGAGAUGCUGACCGUACCCACCGCGGUCUCUACACGGUCGAAGCGACUAAUGGAUCGGGCAGCAAGAAGGAGAAUCUUCUGGUUCAAGUACAAGACACACCUGGAGAACCAGUAGGACCCAUCGUGUUUAGCAACAUCUCAGAGGGCAGAUGUACCCUCUCCUGGAAUCCGCCAGAGAACAAUGGCUGCUCGGAAAUUUCACAUUACAUCAUUGAGAAGAGGGAAACAUCCAAAAUCUCUUGGGCAUUAAUGUCUGAUGACUGUCACGAGUGCACGCUCACUGCAACCAAACUCGUAAAGAUCAACGAGUACCAAUUCAGGGUCUCAGCUGUCAACAAGUUUGGUGUUGGCAGACCGUUGGAAUCCUGCCCUAUUAUUGCACAGCUGCAAUACAGUACCCCCGAUUCUCCAGGCACUCCGGAUGCCACCGAGGUCACAGGGGAAAGCAUAACAUUGGCCUGGACUCCUCCAACAUCAGACGGAGGAAACCCCAUCCAACAUUAUAUACUGGAAAAACGAGAGAAGAAGACUGUCCGGUUCUACAAGGUGCUUUCAAAGAAACCCAUCACCGAAUGUGCUCACAGGGUUUCUCAUCUCACUGAGAAUAUGGAGUACGAGUUCCAGGUGAUGGCUGUGAAUGAUGCCGGUAUUGGUUCUCCGAGCAACAUCUCCUUGCCCAUCAAAGCUGUCGAACCAAAGGACAUCCCAUGCGCUCCAUCCGUGGUCUGUGUGUCCGACUCCACAAAUACCUCUAUCAGUCUGGAAUGGAGCAAGCCUGCAGAUGACGGAGGUUCUGAUAUCCUGGGAUACAUCGUCGAGAUGGUUAAAGCAAAUGAACUCGACUGGCAUAGAGUCAAUGAAGAGCUCGUGGCCGAAACAGAGUACACGGUGACUGGUCUACAAACUGGGGUUGCGUACAAGUUCCGCGUUGCCGCUGUAAAUCAAGUCGGAAGAGGCGAGGACAUGGCAACUCUAGAACCGGCUCAGGCCGUUGACAGACUCACACCGCCAAUGGUUGAUAUUGAUGCCUCCUUCAAGCAAACGCAUGUUGUCAAGGCUGGAGGUUCAGUGAAACUAAGUGUACAAUUCAGGGGAAAGCCAGUUCCUGUCGCCACCUGGCUGAAAGAAGAAGGAGAAGUGGGUGUGAUGUCCGAGGUCAUAACUGCAGAGGGCAGCAGUACUCUACAUAUUGAAAACUGCUCGAGGAACGAUACAGGCAAAUACACUGUUAACUUGGAUAACAGCAGCGGUAGCGAGUCCAUGACUUUCACCCUGAAGGUCAUGGACACUCCCGGAGCUCCUGAGGCUUUAGCCUUCCACGAGGUGUCCAGAGGCUCAGUCACCCUUGCGUGGCAGCCUCCGCUCAAUGACGGCGGAGCGCGAAUCCAACACUACAUUGUGGAGAGACGCGAGGCCACCCGUCGCGCUUGGACACAGUCUGGGGGAAAAUGCACUCAGAAUAUCAUGAAAAUCCAGGAUCUCCUGGAGGGAGUGCCAUACUUCUUCAGGGUCUCUGCAGAGAACCAGCACGGUGUCGGCGAAGCAUUGGAGAUGACAGAGCCUGUCGUCGCCACUGCCGAGCCAGCGCCACCAAAGAGAGUGGACAUUGUAGACACAACAGACAGCUCGGUGUCACUGAGCUGGCUGAAGCCGGAGCAUGACGGCGGAAGCCGUAUCCAGAGUUACAUCAUCGAGGCCAGGGCGAGUGGGACGGAUAAAUGGUUUGUGGUUGGCAACACCAAGAACCUCUCCUACGUGGUUGAUAAGCUCAACAAGGGCCACGAGUAUCACUUCCGUGUGAAAGCCAAGAAUGAGUCCGGCCUCAGCAGGCCCCGGGAAAAUCCAGCCCGGGUGUUGGUCAAAGAGCCUCACAUUGAACCGGCAGCUGAUCUCAGUGAGAUCAUCAAUCAGCUGAUCACAUGCAGCUCUGGCAGUAGCUUCACAAUUGAUGUUCCUAUUAGCGGGCGACCUGCUCCCAAGGUAGCCUGGAGACUGGAGGAGAUGAGGUUGAAGAACUCUGAAAGAGUUUCAAUUCAAGUAACGAAAGACAGAACGAGCAUAUCAGUCAAGGAUGCCAUGAGGGGUGAUGGAGGAAAAUACUACCUGACCCUGGAGAAUGUUGCCGGAACCAAGACCUUUACUAUAGACGUCAACGUCAUCGGUAGACCCAACCCUCCGACGGGGCCUGUCGAAAUUUCAAAUAUCACCUCCCAAUCCUGUGUCGUUAACUGGGAUGCGCCAGAGGAUGACGGCGGCACCGACAUAACCAACUACAUCGUGGAGAAGCGUGAAUCUGGUUCCAGUGCCUGGCAACUGAUCAACUCCAGCGUGAAGCGCACGUCUCUGCAUGUCAGUCAUCUGACAAAGUACAUGCAAUACACCUUCAGGGUCUCUGCCGAGAAUAGAUUUGGCAUCAGCAAGCCGACUGAGUCUCAGACCGUCGUCGCAGAGCAUCCUUACACACCUCCUGGAGCACCAACAAGGCCAUGUGUCUUUAAUAUCUUUGCCAACACAAUGACCUUGAAAUGGGAGGAGCCCUAUCACGAUGGCGGCAGCAAGGUGACAGGUUACUGGAUCGAGAAGAAAGAGAGAAAUAACAUUCUGUGGGUAAGGGAGAACAAGAUUCCGUGCUUUGAGUGCUUUCAUAAGGUGGAAGACCUCGUCGAAGGUCUAGAGUACCAGUUCCGAGUUUAUGCGAUGAACAGUGCUGGUCUGAGCAAGGCCAGUGAAGCCUCUAAAGGAGCAGUCGCCCAAAACCCUGUCGAUUCACCGAGUAAGCCAGAAGUGACAAAUGUAACCAGGACCACAGUGUCGCUCAAAUGGUUGGCUCCGCUCAAUGACGGCGGCAGUCCAAUCGUAGGAUACGUCAUUGAACGAAAGCCAUACACUUUGACUGGCGAGGGCCGUUGGCUGAAGUGUAAUUACACAAAUGUGACGGACACUUUCUACACUGUUACCGCCCUGGGAGAAGGAGAACCCUACGAGUUCAGAGUCAUUGCCAAGAAUGCCAACCAAGUCUUCAGCACCCCAUCAGAUUCCACUGGCUCUGUGCAGUGCAAGACUGACUUUGAACCUCCAAAGGCUCACCUCGACGGCAAACUACUGUCUGAAGUUGUCACGGUGAGAGCUGGCUCAGAUCUGGUUCUGGACGCUGCCGUGGGUGGCAGGCCUGAGCCCAAAGCUUCCUGGUCCAAGGGCAACAGGGAACUCGAGUUAUGCGAGAAGUACCAUCUGCAAUACACAUCCAACCGGGCAAUGGCUAUCGUCAAGUUCUGUGACAGAGAUGAUACCGGAAGGUAUAUUCUCACUGUUAGGAACGUGAGUGGAACAAAGACUGCUGAAGUCAACGUCAAAGUACUUGACACUCCGGGAGUGUGUGAAGGCAGCAUCGAAAUCAGCAAGAUAACAGAGGAGUCGUGCACUCUGAGCUGGAAGCCUCCUUUGGAAGAUGGCGGUGAUGAGGUGUCCCACUACCUCGUGGAGAGAAGAGACACCAACAGACUUAACUGGGUUUUCAUGCAUACCGAGUGCAAGGAGCUGGCUUGCAGCAUCACGGGGCUUUUCAAGAACACAGAAUACCUGUUCAGAGUCCGGGGAAUCAACAAGUACGGCGCUGGUGUCCCCCUUGUCUCCAAUCCCAUGGUUGCCAAGAACACUUUCACUGUGCCAUCGCCACCCAGUGCACCUGAGAUCCUGGUGUCUGGAAAGGACUUUGCAACCAUUGAGUGGAUGAAGCCUGAGAGUGACGGUGGCAGCCCGUUGCUCCACUAUCUUGUUGAGAAGCGUGAGAAGAAGAGCGCUCGCUGGGUGAAGGUGAACAGGAACGGAGCACAUCUCGACACCACGCUGAAGGUGUCCGGUUUGACCGAAGGCAACAUAUACCAGUUCAGGGUGACGGCCAUCAACAAGGCUGGAGAGAGUGAACCGAGUGAGGUUUCACUCUACGUUGUCUGCAGAGAGCCAACGUGCACCCCAUCUCCCCCCUCGGUACCUCGUAUCACUGACACGCACGCUGACAGCAUUAGCUUGGCCUGGUCUCGCCCUGUGGAGGAUGGAGGAGCUGAUGUGCUGGGCUAUUAUUUGGAAAUGCGGGAAGCUGGAACACAGGAGUGGACAAAGGCCCACGAGAAGACACUGCGCACUUUAGAGCACACAGUGACCGGACUUUGCUCAGGCAAGAAGUAUUGCUUCAGAGUGGUCGGCAUCAACAUCAACGGCAUCGGAGACUUCAGCGAGCACUGUGCCGAAACGGAGCCGGUCGAGAGAAUUGAAACUCCUGACUUGGAGCUCCCUGAUGAGCUGAGGAAGACCAUCUGCCUGCGGGCCGGUGGUUCUCUACGCCUCUUUGUCAAUAUUACCGGCCGUCCUGCUCCGACAAUCACUUGGAGCAAGCAGGGCGUUGACCUUAACAGCCGAGGCUUCGUAGAAGUCACCCACAAGUCAACCACACUGAUCAUCGAUAAGGUCCAUCGGUACGAUGCGGGAAAAUACACACUGGUGGCUGAGAACUCUGCUGGCAAACAGGAAGUCCAUAUCCUCGUCAAAGUCUAUGACACUCCAGGACCGACGGGACCGAUCAAGAUCAAGGAACUGACCAAAGAAUAUGCCACCAUCUCCUGGGAAGGCCCCUGCGUUGAUGGCGGCGCCCCUGUCAACAAUUAUAUCAUCGAGCGGCGCGAAGCCUCCAUGAGAGCCUACAAAACUGUUACUUCCAAGUGCAGCAAGACAUCUUUCAAGAUUGAUGGCCUGAUGGAGGGCAUGUUGUACUACUUCCGAGUCCUACCUGAAAACAUUUACGGUGUCGGCGAGCCUCGCGAGACAUCGGAUGUGAUCCUGGUUUGUGAGGUGCCUCACCCGCCGCGCAAAUUUGAGGUGAUUGACGUCACCAAAAGCACAGUUUCGUUGAGCUGGGAGAAACCUGAGCAUGACGGAGGCAGCAGACUUACGGGUUACAUUGUCGAGGCUUGCAAAUUUGGUACUGACAAGUGGAUGAAGGUGGCCUCGCUCAAGCUAACUGACUUUGAGCACACAAUUGAGAAGUUGAAUGAGAAGGAGCAGUACUUGUUCAGAAUCAAAGCCAUCAACAGUCGAGGCGCCAGCGAAGCAAAGGAGCUCGUUACGCCUGUGACCGUACAGGAACAAAGAGUGAUGCCUGCGGUGGAUUUCACCAGCCUUCCCCAGAAAACUAUUCACGUUCUGGCCGGUAAAACCCUAGAGCUGGACCUACCGAUCAUCGGCAGGCCUCCCCCCUCCUGCAUCUGGUUCUUUGGUGACAACAGGAUCAAAAUCACAGAUCGUGUCAAGAUUCAGAGCACUGGCAAGUUUUGCAAACUAACCGUUUCCAACACAACCAUCGACGACACUGGAAACUACACCCUGGAGUUGAAGAACACUGUUGGUGUCACCAGCGAGGUCAUCAAAGUUGUCAUUCUCUCCAAACCUGACGAACCAAAAGGACCAAUCAGAUUUGAUGAGAUUGACGCAACCACAGUCACCUGUAGCUGGGAUCCUCCCGCUAGGGAUGGCGGAGCUCCCAUCAGCGGCUAUGUGGUGGAGCAACGAGAUGCCCACAGACCAGGCUGGGUGCCGGUUUCUGACUCUGUCAGCCGACCCACCUUCAAAUUUGAGAACCUGACUGAGGGAGAUGAGUACGUCUUCCGUGCGGCUGCUGUGAAUCGCUAUGGGACCGGAGAUUUCUUGCAGUCUGAAAUUGUUACCUGCAGGAGUUUGACAAAUGUGUCCGGAUCUCCUGGCCGGCCGACCAUUUUUGAUGUUUCGCGUGAUGGUAUGACUGUUGCCUGGAAUCCACCGGAAGAGGAUGGUGGGCUCGAGGUUUCUGGUUAUAUUAUCGAGCGCAAAGAAGUCAGGGCUGACAGAUGGGUGCGUGCCAACAAGCACCCUGUCACCAUGAAUAGAUACCGCUCCACAGAGCUAAUCGAAGGCCUAGAGUACGAACACAGAAUCAUUGCCAUCAAUGCCCGUGGAUUAAGCAAACCGAGCUUGCCUUCGAAACCAGCUGUGGCAUCAGAUCCCAUUGAUCCACCCGGUUGCCCCCAGAACCCUCGGGUCACGGAAACCACCAAGUCAUCUGUAUCCCUGGCUUGGAGUCCCCCUGAUGAUGAGGGAGAUGCAAGAGUGGACGGUUACCUCAUUGAGAUGCAGAAGGUGGGCACUAUGGCGUGGCUCAAAUGCAACACCACACCCUCUCUGAUAUGCGAGUACACCCUGACCAACAUGCCACAAGGAGAGGAGUUCAAAUUCCGAGUACUGGCCUGCAACGCGGGCGGUUCUGGGGAGCCUGCCGAAGUUCCCGGAACUAUGACUAUCACAGAGAUGUUUGAAUCUCCCGAUUGUGAACUCGAGCUGAAAUACAAAGAUGUGUACGUGGUCCGUCACGGUGGAGUGGUCCGGCUCUCUCUUCCCAUUAAGGGCAAACCUCGCCCUACCUGCUCAUGGUCAAAGGACAGCGGGGCGGUGUCAACCAAGGCCAUGGUUGCUUACACUGAAGACACCAGCGAACUGGUGAUCAAAGGAGCCGAGAGGAGCGACUCUGGUGUGUAUGAGCUUCUUCUGGAAAAUGAAGUUGGCAAGAAGAAGGCCCAAAUCAAGGUCAAAGUGAUUGGCCGUCCAAGUGCUCCGGAAGGACCGUUAACGUUUGAGGAAAUCCAGGCCAACUCUGUAAAGGUGUCCUGGAAAUCACUCACCGAUGAUGGCGGCGCAGAGAUACUUGGUUACAUUGUCGAAAGAAGAGAGGUCACCAGAAAUGCCUGGUACACUGUGGACAGCAGGGUGACAGAUCAUCAAUUGCUUGUCAAGGGCCUAAAUGAAGGAACAGAAUAUCACUUUAAGGUUACCGCCGAGAACUCUUUUGGUAUUGGCCCAUCUCUGAAGUCAGAGCAACCGCUAGUGCCCAAGACUCCACUUUGUCCACCGGAGCCAUCCGGCGCACCGCUAGAAAUCAUGGAUGUCACCAAAAGCUCUGUGGCACUGGCGUGGUGCAGACCAAAGGACGAUGGAGGUUCUUCCAUCAAGGGCUACUUUGUUGAGUACAAGGAGGUGUCUGCGGAGCAAUGGUCUCGUCACCCCGCCAGGAUUCCCGCCACAAUGUUUACCCUGUCUGGACUCAGAGCAAAUGCAGACUAUCAAUUCCGCAUUUUUGCUGUCAAUGAUAUUGGAGAGAGCGAAGCUGGACCUGUGUCAGAGACCGUCACGUGCAAAGAUCCGUUUGAUAAACCAAGCCAGCCAGGUGAAAUUGAUACAACAAUGGUAACUCAAAAUUCCAUCGCCGUUCGCUGGCAAGCUCCAGAGUGUGACGGUGGAAAGGAGGUCCUGGGCUAUUGGGUGGAAUACCGAAAGUCCACUGAGAGCACCUGGAAGAAAUGCAACAAGGAGAGGCUGACAGAACAGGAAUUUACCAUCCGUGGUCUGGCCGAAGCUACCGAAUAUGAGUUCAGAGUAUUAGCUGAGAAUGACACCGGGAUAAGCAGGCCUCGACGGACAGCCGCUUGCAUCAAGACCAAACUGAGCGUCGAGACCAAACCGAGUCUGAGAAAAGAAAUGGACGAAGUCACAGAGAAACUGGGACAGCCUGCUGUCAUGAAGUGCCAGAUUAUUGGCAGGCCGGUUCCUGAGAUCAAGUGGUACCACGCAGGCAAGGAGAUUGUCGAGUCCCGCAAAUACGAGAUGAGCUCCGAUGGCCGUAACCACUCCCUCUCCAUCAUGACUGAUCAACAAGAGGAUGAGGGAGAAUACACCUGUAAGGCUACCAAUGAUGCCGGCGAAGCAGAAACCAAGGGAGUUCUUUUACUGGAAGCUGCCCCGUCCUUCCACUCUGACUACCCAUUGAAGAGCACGUACUACGCCGGUCUAGGAACGACCCUACGCAUCCACGUUGUGUACAUUGGGCGUCCCGUGCCAAAGAUUUUGUGGCUCCAAGAAGCAAAGACCCUGGAGAACUCCGAGGACAUCAGUAUCGAGACCACGGAGCAUUAUACCCACCUCAUUAUCAAGAAUGUGCAGCGCAGGAUCCAUGGAGGAAAAUACAGGAUCCGACUGCACAAUCACUUUGGCAGGGCCGACACUGCGUUCAACGUUGAAAUCUACGACAAACCCGAUAUCCCCCAGGGUCCCAUCGUUCUGGAGGCCCUCCUAAAGAACUCUGUCAUCAUCACCUGGAAGCCUCCCAAGGACGACGGCGGCUGCAUGAUCACCAACUACAUUGUGGAGAAGCGCGAGGACAAAGAAGGAAGCGAGUGGGAAUUGGUGUCGUCGUCCAUUAAUGGCACAUCCUGCCGCGUGCCCAACCUUACCGACAGUGCCGGAUACUUUUUCCGAGUAUACGCUCAGAAUCGCUAUGGCAACAGCGAGCCGCUUGAACUCAUCACACCUAUACUCAUCAAGAGCCAAUUGGAGAAACCGACACCGCCUCAGUCAAUAACUGUUUCUGGAAUCACCAAGGAUUCCUGCGUAGUCUCCUGGAAGCCUCCGAUCAGUGACGGUGGCUCCAAAAUCAAGAGCUACUACCUUGAGAAGAAAGAAAAGAAGGAUAAGAAGGAAUGGGGUGAAUGGAUGCCCGUGACUACAGAUGAGAUCAAGCAGACAGUCUUCUCUGUCAAAUCCUUGUCAGAGGGCAUAGAACAUCUAUUCCGGGUGAAGUGCGAGAACCUCGGAGGACAAAGUGACUAUAGUGAGGAAAGUCCUUCCAUCGUUCCCGCCACAGCCGUCGAUGUCCGAGCGCCUGCAUUCAAGGAGGAAUUGAGGAACAUGAGUGUCAAACACAAGAGCAAUGCCACACUCGUCUGCAAGAUCACAGGUCAGCCAAAACCAGUGAUCAAGUGGUUCAGACGAGGAAAGGAGGUCCAUUCAGACGGAAAGAAGAUCAAGAUUCAAGAAUUCAAGGGAGGUUACCACCAACUGGUCGUCACCGAAGCGGAUGAGGAAGACUCGACCGUGUACCAGAUCAGGGCCACCAACCAAGGAGGUUCCAUCUGUGCUACCGUCUCUCUGGAUGUUGAAAUUCCUGCAAAGAUCCACCUUCCCAAGAACCUGAAGGACAAAGAAGCAAUUCCUGCCCUGCGUGGAGAAAUGGUCAAUGUUAAGAUACCAUUUGGUGGCAAGCCAGAUCCUGUCAUUACAUGGCAGAAGGGACAAGAUCUUAUUGACAGCAAUGGCCACUACCAGGUCAUUGUCACGCGAUCGUUCACAUCUUUGGUGUUCCCCAACGGCGUCGAGAAGAAGGAUGCGGGAUUCUAUAUUGUCUGUGCCAAAAACAGAUUUGGAAUUGAUCAGCAGACGGUUGAGCUGGAUGUGGCAGAUGUCCCUGAUCCUCCACGGGGUAUUAAAGCCAGCGAUGUCUCUCGAGACUCUGUCGCACUCAACUGGGUUGCCCCAGCAAAUGACGGAGGAAGCAAGGUUAUCAGUUAUAUUAUUGAAAAGUGCCCGACCACAGCCGAACGAUGGGAGCGUGUCGCUCAAUCUCGUGAUGCCCGCUACACUGUUACCGAUCUAUUUGGAGGAACAAGCUAUCAGUUUAGAGUCAUUGCUGAGAACAGGUUUGGACAGAGUGCACCAUCUGAGUCCAGCGGACCCAUCAUGACAAAAGAGGACAAAUCAAGAGUUCUCCUGUACGACACGGAGGUCGACGAUACGGGCUGCGUUUCCAAAAGCAAAGCCCGACACUCUGACGCAAAGAAUCUGCAUAACAAAUUCACUAUUGCAGAAGAACUAGGAAGAGGUCAAUUUGGCAUCGUCCACCGCUGCGUAAACAUCAGCUCGAAGAAGACCUACAUGGCUAAAUUUGUCAAAGUCAGGGGUGCAGAUCAGACAAUUGUUAAGAAGGAGAUAGCCACACUGAAUCUGGCUAAGCACACAAACUUCCUCCUUCUGCACGAGUCGUUCGAUAGCCCCGAGGAGCUGGUCAUGAUCUAUGACUUCAUCUCAGGCGUUGACAUCUUUGAGCGUCUCAACACGGCAGAGUUUGAGCUCAACGAGCGAGAGAUUGCCAAUUACAUUCGGCAGAUCUGCUCAGCCCUAGAGUUUCUGCACAGUCAGAGCUACGGACAUUUUGACAUCAAACCUGAGAACAUUGUGUACACGACAAGAACCGGCUCAAACGUCAAAAUCAUUGAGAUGGGCCAGUGCAGACACCUGACGCCCGGAGACCAAAUCAAGAUCCAGUACACCACUGCAGAGUACGCUGCCCCAGAGAUCCAUCAGUGCGACAUGGUGAGCACCGUGACUGACAUGUGGUCCGUCGGCGUCCUGUCCUAUGUGCUCCUCUGCGGACUCAAUCCAUUCACGGCCGAAACCAACCAGCAGAUGAUCGACAACAUUUCAAACGCAGCCUACGGCUACGACGAUGAAUCCUUCAAGCACGUUAGCGUCGAAGCCCUAGACUUCACCGACCGCUUAAUGACGAAGGAGCGCAAGCACCGUAUGACUGCUGCCGAGGCGCUGGCACAUCCAUGGCUAUCUGCUCCUGCGGAAAAUCUGAGCACCAGGACCGUCCAGAGCGGCAGACACAAGAGGUACUACCAGGCAAUGGUGAAGAAAGAAUGGAGCACUGUGGUGUCUGCAGCCCGCGUGGCCAGCGGCGGAUCGAUUCGGUCCCAGCGUGGCGUGUUAGUCGCAAAGGUGAAAAUUGCCCCGUUUGAACACGGACCGGUUGGAGGCCAGGUCGGACACUUGGUGGCCAGCGAGUGCGACAGCGUCAAGUUCAUCUGCAAUAUUGACAACUACGACAGCACCACUGAAGUCACUUGGUAUUGUGGCGUCAGGCAGUUGGAAGCUAGCGACAAGUACCAAAUUGAUUAUGAGGACGGCCUGGCGACGAUCACGAUCGCCAAGGUGACCGGAGCUGACGACGGCACGUAUAGAUGCAAGGUUGUGAAUGAUUACGGUGAGGACAGUGCCUACGCAGAGCUCUUUGUCAACGGCGUCAGGUCAUACCGUGACUUCUUCACUGCUCGCGUGAUCAAGAGGACAAAGCGUCGAAUCGACACCGCCAGAAUGCUUCAGAAGCCGCCCGAGUUCACACUUCCCCUCGUUAAUCACACCGCAUACGUUGGAGAGGAUGUGCGCUUUGGUGUGACCAUCACCGUUCACCCUGAGCCCCGUGUCACGUGGCACAAAUCCGGACAAAAGCUGGUCCCUGGAGAGGAUGACAAAAAGUAUACCUUCAUCAGUGACACGGGCCUGUACCAGCUAAUUAUCCACAGAGUCGAAGACGACGACGAUGCUGAAUAUAGCGUUGUGGCCCGCAACAGGUAUGGCGACGACAGCUGCAAGGCCCGUCUGACCGUGGUCCCGCGACCAAAACCAGCCGACCUCACUCUAAGGCCCAUGUUCAAACGUCUGCUCGCCAAUGUGGAGUGCAGAGAGGGCCAGAAUGUUCGUUUUGAAAUCAGAGUUUCAGGACACCCUGCACUGAAGUGGGAAAAGGAUGGCGUGCCCAUAGCCUUUGGGCCAUCUAUCGAGCUGGUCCACGAAGGUUUGGAUUAUUUCAUUCUUCAUGUGAGAGACACACUCCCCGAAGACUCUGGCGUAUACAGAGUGACCGCGACCAAUUCUGCUGGAUCUGCCAGUUGUCAGGCAACACUGAAAGUGGACCGUGUCGCUCAUGUAAAGAAAGAUUACGAGAGCAGCCAGAAGGAGCAGCAAAGUGUGUCUCAGAAGGAGGAAUUGGACAAAAAGGUCCGGUUGCAUCAGAUCUUGUCAGACACCGUUGUCUUGCCGUUACCUCCGGCUGCAGUGCAGGCCGUCAGGGAAGCGGCAACCAUGUUUAAACCCGCCGUGAUGACGAAAAAGAGCCAGAGGUCCGAGGCCCAAAUACAGGAAGAAAAAGAGGAGCGAAAGAGGCGAGCCGACGAGAAAAGACUGCGUAUGCCGUACGACGUACCCGCGCCGCGGGUCGUGAACCCGGCUGUUCUCGAAGAGGAUGUGGAAAUCAAACAUUUCAAGCCACUCUCGGAUAUGAAGUGGUACAAGAAGCUCAGAGAUCAGUACGAAUUCCCAGAGCCCAUUGAGAAAAUUAAGCAGAAGAGGAUGAAACGUAUUCGUCUCUCCAGGUGGGAGCAGUUCUAUGAGGUGCCCGUCAGGAUCAAAGACCAGUACAAGCCAAAGUGGCGCAUCCCGUCCAUGACUCAGGAUGAUUUAGAGACGGUCAGGCCGUCGUCGAGGCACCGUGCGGUCUCACCGGGGAUAGACGUCUACCGCAGGAUCAGGAGAAGGUCAUUGGGCGACCUGUCUGAUGAGGAGCUGCUACUGCCGGCGAAGGAGUAUCUGUCCAUGAAGAUCACCGAAGAGGAGAGGCUUCGCUUGGAGGCGGAACUGGAGCUCGGUUACUCGGCUUCACCGCCAAGCCUCAGCCCUGUCCGCUUUGAGCUGUCGUCGCUGCGCCCUUCAUCACCCGCGAGAGUCUAUCGUGAUGACGAGGAGGAGGAGGCGGGAGCCCUUCAACGGUACGAUUCGUACCGAAUUCCUUCCAAAUAUGAGGCCGGUCCAAGCUUUGUGGAAUUGCGGCAGCGCCAUGACAGAGCCACAUACAAGGCUCCCAGGCAGAAGCAAAGGGUAUACGAGGAGAGAGAGGAUCAGGACUUGCUGCGACCUCACACCACCACUCAGAGAAUCUCCUCCUACAAGAGUGAACUCCAGCGCAUGGAGUUUGAAGAGAAAAGUCGAAGUUUGAAAAAGGAAACGGUUAUCGCUGUCACAAAAGCUUCAGAGGGCAUCGAAUCGGAGCAUCUGACAUGUUUUGCGUCCAAAUAUAUUCCUAAACCCAUGAAGAAGCUCUCCACGCCUGAGCCAGAGAUAAGGGCUCCUCCCUCCGAAAAGGCUGUCCAAAAAGAGACCAUUUUGCCCAGAGUGGAUUUUCUCUCCAGGUAUGAGGAGAGAAAGCAGACUCUCAGAUCAGAGCGCAGAUCUGUGGAGAGAACGUCAGAUUCUCCUUUCAGUCUGGACCACAUCCCUCGCAUUAGCAUCCGCUUGCGAUCUCACCGCGUCGGCUUUGGUUCCAACACCAGCUUCACCCUGAAUGUCCAGGCAAAACCGGAGCCCGGAGUCAAGUGGUUCCACAACGGAAAAGAGAUCCAACCGAGCGGCAAACACCACAUGAGCAACAUGAGUGGACUUCUGACUCUCCAGAUCUACAACUGCGCCAGUGACGAUGCGGGAACAUACUCUGUGGUCUGCAGGAACGUCAAAGGAGAAGCUUCUGACAGUGCCACUUUGGACGUGGCAGCAGAAUUUGCUGCCUUCUCUGCCACCCACCGGGAUGAGGAACUGCCAUAUUCCCAACUUCCAGACAUGGCCAAAACAGAGAAGUACUACAUCUCAGCAGUGGCAGCAGUCAAGGAAACUAUGUCUGAAGUGGUGACAAAACAUAUCGCUGUUGUUGAAAAGGCCAAGGCCAUGGUCCCUGCAAAGAUUCUGACCAAACCUCAGUCUCUGAGUGUUGAUGAGGGAGGUCUAGCCAGAUUCUCUUGCGACGUGGAUGGUGACCCAGCACCUUCUAUAUUGUGGCUUCGUGAGGGAGCAGCUCUGGGGUCCUCUCAGCAUCACCACAUUGUCUCUACGCAGUACAGCUCCUCUCUGGAAAUUUCUUUUGUUCAGUUGUCUGAUGCAGGAAGCUACACGUUGAGUGUAGAAAAUUCCGGUGGUAAACAAGAAGCCUAUUUUACUCUAACCAUCCGCAAGUCUGAGUCCAAGCGGAAAGUCGGGGUCUCUCCCAGAGUCACCUCUCCUGAAGCCAAGUCCCCCGAACCUUUCAAAUCCCCACAGAGAAUCAAGUCUCCUGAACCAAUCAAGUCCCCUCUGAGGGUCAAGUCGCCACUCUCGCCAAAGUCACCCGCUGCAAAAUCCCCGCCUCCGUCGGUCAAGGAAGUCAGAGUAAAGUCACCGGUCUCCUCAAAUUCCCCCACUGCAAAAUCGCCGACUCCAUCUGUCAAUCAAAUAAAAUCACCAAAGCGAGUCAUGUCACCAACUGUGGGAAAAAAGUCUCCUUCUGUUGACGCGGAGAACCGCAAAUGCGGGACGCCACCUCACUUCCUGUUGCAACCCCGAUCCCAAAAUGUGGACCAGGGACAAAAUGUCAAAUUCACCUGCGAGGUUGCGGGAGAGCCUUUCCCAGACGUGGAGUGGUUUAAAGACAACUUGACUCUGUCAGCCACGUCCAACGUCAAAAUGACCUGGACCAACAGUAUGUACACACUGGAGAUUGGUGAAGCAACACUGGCAGACAGCGGCAAAUACACUAUCAAGGCCAAAAACCAGCUUGGCCAGUGCUCUGCCACAUCCUCCCUUAAUGUCAUCACUGAUGCACAAAGAAUGAUAAGUGCGGAACAAUCGGAAGAUUUCUCGGCCUCUUCGGUUCGUGUGACAUCAGCGUCUUUCAGCUCCACGGAGAGUUCAUCUGAGACGAGCUGUCAAAUUGUGCACACGUACGCUCAAUCGCGUGACGAAACCUCCUCCUCGUUCGGUAUAUAACACCCGCCACCCCCCUCCCGCCCCCAAUUUUCCUCACUGGCAAUGGUUUGUUUCAUGAUUAAUCAACAAGAAUUGACACCAAUUUAUCUUCUUGUAAAUAGGAACUCUUUCUUUUUUUUUGUACCAAACUUGACAUUCAGUGAUUGCCCAACUCAAGUCUCCAAUUGUUUUCAGAUGCGAUGACACUUUGGCAGUGACAUGUACAUAAUGUAUAUAGCCGGAUGUGACGGUUAUGGGGAAUGUAUGCAUUGUUAUUUAUGACAAGAAUAUGAAGCGAAGGAACGAAAGCAAAUGCGCUUGAACAGGAGAAAGUCCCGUGCGGAACGAAUACCCUGUUAAAAGCAGAAACUAAAAUGCUGCGCCUCAACGCUAUGUUGACGUCUAAGAUUUCCUCGGCAGGUAGAGCGUCUCCCUGUUGAAGUUAACUCGACACAAAAAAGAAACCUUGAUGUUUUGGACACGUGUCGCCUUUCUGAUUUCUGGCGAACGUAAGACCCCGAGCGCCGCCGGCGUCACCCUCGCGCGAGCGGCGUGACGACGUCUCACGCUCGGACCGACUGCGUCGUACCACCAAUUGAUUUGAUGACCGGCCGAGAGCGCAAGUGGCCUGUGCUCUCCCCUUUGACGUAGGGGCGCUGCUUCUUGCACUGGACGCUCCUUUGGAACGUCUCCUUACUGCCAAAGAAGGUCCAAGUGGACUCUGCUGUGCAGAAGCAACGCCAAAUCCCUUGGAGGAUUGCUCAUGAGUGUGUUGUGUGUAUUGUAGCUUGUAGUCAAGUAUUGACUUAUUUGCCACGCUGACUCCAUCUGCUGUGGCAAACCUUGUUUUGUUUCAUUUGUCCUCCUUGGGUGUUUUAUUGUUUUUGUUCUAAUAAAGCAUGAUUUCAGCACCA
This is a messenger RNA of Syngnathus acus (greater pipefish), 78783 nucleotides long. RefSeq names its product titin-like. Bases 200 to 77890 code for a protein of 25896 amino acids. Gene Ontology annotation, biological process: protein phosphorylation. Gene Ontology annotation, molecular function: protein kinase activity; ATP binding; protein binding. NCBI's taxonomy places the organism in Eukaryota, Metazoa, Chordata, Actinopteri, Syngnathiformes, Syngnathidae. The transcript is spliced from 196 exons. The record is from RefSeq and is a predicted model, not a curated record.